CACUAUCGGAGGACGACCGUGGGGCCGCGGUCGCCGAAGAGAGACCUGGUGCUUUGCUUUCACAUAAUACAUGGGCACAACUUCGUCCGUACCGACAGGAACCUACUUAUCGUUAGUACGGGUCCCGAGUCUCAACGGGAAUUAGUGCUGUUAACAUGUGUGUGCUCGCAAAAAUUCUGUGAUUUUUAGUGCUAUAUUAAUAUAUAAUGUCCCGAGAAUAAAUGGAUUCAAUAAAGCUCAUUCAAAAUAGAACAGUUUACCUACCAGGAGGAAUAGAUAAGGAUAACAAACCAAUUGUAGUUGUAAAUAUAAACUCUGACGCAACUGUUUUUGAUUUAACGUCUAGUGUUGAAUACAUAAAGAAUAUAUUCAGCGAUGAGAAUCAAAAGAUAGGAUUUACGUUCAUUGUGGACGCUAGAAAAGGUCCUUGUAAAGUUACCAAAGCGUGCAUCCAACAACUCAGUGAUUUAUCGUCGUCAGAAGGUUCAUCAAAGAUUAUAGUUCUCAGACCUGAAGGUUUUUGGGAUAAACAGCGAGUUGAAAACUGUACAAGUCUGCAGAAUGACAGCAACGUGACGUAUAUUUCGCCAUCACGGUUGAAUAAAUAUGUGGAACCAGCACAACUUCCGUUUGAACUUGGUGGGCUGUUUGUAUAUGACCAUGAGCAGUGGCUGAACAACAGACUUAAAAUUGAUAGCUAUUUUAAUGAAUCACAGACUGCAAUCAAUGCCAUUGAAGAAAUUCUGCAAAGAAUUACGAGCUGCCAAGAAAACUAUAACGUAAAUGAUUACAAUAAUAUACUUAAUUCCAAAAUAAUAGAUUCAACAAAAGAUGUCGCCAAUCAAGCACUUAUCAAAGGUCACGAUCUUCUCGAAAAAGUGGAACACGAUAAUAGAAAUCGAAAAUUUGCUUCCGAGUCGGAGGCAAUGACAACCCCCCAAGACGUUACCGACACGAUUAAGAAACUGGAACAGAUCCUGGCAGAUGUUCGCAAAAAGCUGAACAAACUCGACGAAUCGUGGAGAGCUUAUCUAAAAAACGAUGCCAACCAUAAGGACUUAAAUUUACUCCAAGAAAGCAUCGUUACUGUUAUAAACUGGAUCUUCGGUCCGGCCGAAAAUUUAUUAAAUUCGCAACACAAAGUAGGCCACGAUGUGCCUUCCGCCGAAGAGUUGAGGAAUUAUCACGAAGCAAUCGAAAUGAAAUGCUUGGAAACGUACGGAGUAUACGCGAAAAUUUUGCACAGAGUCAAAUCCUUGGAAUCAGGAGUUACGCUAACCAAUGAAUUGAAAAGUCUACUUUGGCAAAGGGACUUUAUGAAUUUCGUUUGCCGAACAUUCGCCGCGAGACUUGAAAGACGAAGGAACAUCCUGAUAACCUCUUUAAGGUUCUUCCGAUUGGUUUCCGAAUAUUUUGAUAAAACUGGAGAAGUAUUCGAAUCACUCGUCAUGGGGAACGACACUGGAAACUUUUUAACUGCUAGUCAAAAACUACGAGACCUACAAGACAGUCAAAACAAUUUAGAUGCCAUGGAAAGAGAGUUAAGAAAAGAAGGUGAAAAAUUGUCCGACAUGCUCUCGAUGCCGGUAAAAGACUCUCUCGGUCGAGAUCUACACAUAGAUUAUUCCGAGGACAUAGUGAAUAUAAAAGACAUUUUAGAUGCCACAACUGCACGAAAAAAUCUGUUCAGUGAUAGCGUCGAAUUACAGAAAUUAACACUGGAAGAGGUGAUACACAUUGCUUCUUAUGAAGAAGACGCGAGACAGGCUGUCGAAUGGUUGAAUGAACUUUUUAGGGUCAUGUUACAACACCAUGCUCAUGUAGGAUCGACAGUAUACGAAAUACAAUUGCAAAAAGACGAACAUCAACUUUUUCAAGAGACAGCCAAGGACACGUAUAAUUACGGAAACCAACUCCUUAACGCAUCCAUGAUGCUACGACAGUCCUGCAAACUCCCCAUGGACGACCACCGAUCUUUGGUGGAAGACUUAACGUUCUCAUGGCAAAGACUUUUCUCUGUGAGUCAAGAACAAAUGACUCGACUUCGGGUUUCAGCCGUUUUUCAUAGAACAAUAGAAGAUCAAUGCAAUCAGCUACGAGAUUUGCGAGAAGCUGUUGCAACAUUACCACUGGAAGAAGUGGCAAAGAAACAAGUUCGCGUGAGGAACUUCAUAAGCGCAAGGGAAAAUCUCAUGGUAGAAGUCGGACGAAUGGUGAGACUAGGGAGGCUGUUGAGAAGCAGAUUAAAGGAGCCGUUGUAUUUAAACGAAACUCUUUCCGAAAACGAUUUCAACGAUGAAGACGUAACAGGAUUUAGAGACACAUCUGUAGAAGAUAACCAAGUGUGUGUUGAAGCUAUUUCAGAAAAACUCACGGAAGUCACAGAGUUAGCUGAAGAAUUGGAUCAAGCGUUGAAGAGUGCGCAGCAAGACUGUGGAUUGGAUAUAGAGUUUGACUCCAGCGCGUCUUCAAGCCUAUCAACAACACCUACAACUGUUGUUCAAGUAAAUGCAAAAGUAAACUUAGAAUCUGCUUUGGACAUAAUGGAGAAGGCAAAUCCGCCAGCAAAACCAACAAAACCGGACGAGCUGAGGUCCGAUGAAGAGUUCCAAACAGCUUCAGAAUGCACCCUUCAACACUCUAGAUCUUCAUCUUACAAUACAGCAUCAGAAUGUGAACACCGUUUUUCACCUUGGUGGGAACAUGGCAAGGAAGACACAAGAGAACACAUUGCCAAAGAGAGGAUGGUUCUUGGCGUUGGUCUACCCGAUCUUCCUCCACCCCGAUCAGUUCUGAAACCGUCACCGGAAAUUCCACCGGGGAAGAUUGUGAGAGAAGUGACCGAAACCACUCAUCUCAAAGUGGUUCAUAAACCUUCUUUUGAUGUGUCUUCGUAUGUUUUGACUUCUGAAGUUGUAAGAGAUAAAAGAGAUAUGCCAUCAACCAGCAGAGAAGAACUGAUCCGAGUUAGGGAUGAACAAGGAAAGGAAAAGAUUGUACCAUCCGUUUAUGCAGACGAAAAACUUGACGAAGAAGAACUGGCGAAAAGGAUGAGGGAGGUAAGCGAAAACGAGGAUGAAGCAUGGCGACGAUACCAGUGUGUUACUAGACAAGCCAUUAAGGCAAAACCAACAAAACCGGACGAGCUGAGGUCCGAUGAAGAGUUCCAAACAGCUUCAGAAUGCACCCUUCAACACUCUAGAUCUUCAUCUUACAAUACAGCAUCAGAAUGUGAACACCGUUUUUCACCUUGGUGGGAACAUGGCAAGGAAGACACAAGAGAACACAUUGCCAAAGAGAGGAUGGUUCUUGGCGUUGGUCUACCCGAUCUUCCUCCACCCCGAUCAGUUCUGAAACCGUCACCGGAAAUUCCACCGGGGAAGAUUGUGAGAGAAGUGACCGAAACCACUCAUCUCAAAGUGGUUCAUAAACCUUCUUUUGAUGUGUCUUCGUAUGUUUUGACUUCUGAAGUUGUAAGAGAUAAAAGAGAUAUGCCAUCAACCAGCAGAGAAGAACUGAUCCGAGUUAGGGAUGAACAAGGAAAGGAAAAGAUUGUACCAUCCGUUUAUGCAGACGAAAAACUUGACGAAGAAGAACUGGCGAAAAGGAUGAGGGAGGUAUUCUUUUCGCUUGUGAUAGACGCUAUCGGCUCGAUGGAUGCUUCGUCGUCGCCUCCGCCGCCGACGUCCGGUGAUAAUGCUGGGGAAAAAGGAUCGGGAGAGUGCACGAAUGGUCCGGAGGCCUCUGGCGUCGAUACGGCCUCCGCAAUGUCGAAAACGACCACCAUAAGCACGAUCGCCGUCCAGAGUGGGAAAACUAGGAUUGUUAUCGCUCUUUUGCAUUGCGGAGAUUGGCUGGACUUAAAAGUUUUGGAAAUUACCCCAGACUUGGCCAGUCUUGGAAAUACUCUGCAAGAAGCACUGGAAUUGCAAAAGGCACACGAUGAAGUUCUUCGACAACUACAGAACAAACAAAGCCCAGUAGAAGAACUUUUACGUCAAGCGGACCAUUUGAUAUCCACGCAAAAGCCUCGCGCCGAGGUUUACGCAGCCAUGGCCGAGUCGCUAGGUCGAGCAUGGAAAGACAUUAAUCUUCACCUGGAGUUCCGCAAACAAAUCCUAGACCUGAACGUACAAUAUCACACUCACGCUCACGACUUCUUCACCAAAGUGGAAGAACUCGAAGCGGCGUGCAAAGAUACCGUCGUGCCCAUCGAGAUUGACGCCGUCAAACGCUUUCUCACUGACAUUCACGAGAUAAGAAGGGCACUUCUCGAAGCGCAUAUGAAUGCGCUACAGACUGGAAACUCGCUUAUCAAUAAAUUAAAAGAACUUGGAGCCAAGGGAACGUUAGAUUCAAGACCCGAUCGAAUACGAACGUCAGUAAAUCGAGCAAUUGCGCAAGUACAAGAAUGGAUGGACGAAUUGCACACCAAACGACAAAUUCUAGAGACCACCUUUGUGAAAAGGAAGGCACAGUUAGAACAAUGUUUGGCUCUAGCAAUUCUUGCUGUUGACCUCAAGGAGGUCGAAGAAGCAGUAAAUAAAGGGAGGGAUGCUUUAGCAAAUUCUAAUGAAUUAGGAGAUUCAUCAUCCAGUGCAGAAUUACUCUUGCAAUGGCAUCGAAAAUUAUUGCCAGAGGCUCAGCAACUACAAGAAAGAGCGCUCAAAAUAACAAAAGCUACGGAACAAUUGGAAGCAUCUGGAUGCUUUGCAAGCGAACAAGCCAAAGAUCAAGCAUACAAAGUUCUCUCAACAACAUCUGACUACUUGACUGAAAUAAGUGAACACAAUGUAUUGUUGGAAAAAGUCAUUAACUUCUUCAGAGCCGCACAAACGGCCUUCACCAAGCUUGAUCAAUUAGAAAUCCAACUGCAAACUACCGAGUUACCAUCAAGUUCACCUCAACUUGCAAAACUUCAUGCACAAUGUGCCGAAACUGUAGCAAACCUAACAACACCACCAAUUGAACUAGGACAUAGUAUACUAAGAGAAGCGAAACCUGGUCGAGGUACCGAAGGUGUAAGAAGAACAGUUGAAGAAUUGGAAAACAGAAAAAUAACUCUCGAAGGCUUAUGUACCGCUCACCGAGAAGACAAAUUGCGCAUUAACAGGGCACUAAACGAAUUUCUGGAGAAACAUGAAGAGCUAUACUCAUGGCUAAAGAGUAUAGCGGAAGCAUUUCUUCAGGGCCAUCAAGACAUGGGGAGUGACUAUUCACUGGCUAAAGAUUUCUUGGACUUGCAUAACCAAUUGCUCAAUGAUUUACAAACGAAAGGCAACGAAAUUAACUCACUUUUACUAACACUGCCACCAAUUUUGGAAUAUCUGGAAGACGACCAGCGUCGUGAUGUAGACUCAAAAGUAGAGUCACUACACGAACAUUGGGUAAAACUGAAAAAUAUUUUAGAGAAACGUUUGGAUCUUGCGUCAAUUUAUCUCAAGUUCCACAAUGAGGCGGAUCGUGUUAACGAUAAAAUCGACAAGCUCGAAGAAUCACUUCGAUCAAACGUGGGAAAUACACAAGAUGAUAUUUUCAGAAGAAUGGAAGAAGAAUGGGAACAGAUUGUGCCUCUUUAUCAGUCAGCCAAGAAUACUGGCAUUACAUUCAUAAAUGAAGCAAGAAAGAUGUCUGAACCGCAUCUCGACACCAAACGGGCUUGCGUUUGUGUGGAAUCAGUCCUGGAAAAGCUUUCAAACAGGCAAGUAAGUGUCACACGAACCUGGCAGACGUACAAAACUGACGUUGAAGAACGUCGUGAAGUUCAUUUGCAGUGGGAACAGAUAAUCAUGCAAAGUUCCAAGACACUCAACUGGGUCACAAAAUUGGAGUCCCAAUUAUAUCCAUUGAUUGACACGUUCGCAACUAGCCCCAAUGAAAUCAUAAACCAUUUGGAGCGAAAACAAGAAACUGUCUUGCCUGAAAUAAGAAGGGCCCAAAAUGAAGUAGAGCAAAGGAUAAAGAUGACAGAAACGCUCAUUUCAAAGUCCUCUCAAAUCGAUGAGCAAUCAUUGAACAUCAAGAACAAACUCAUCGAACUCCAUCAAAAACUGAUCGAAAUAUCUUCAGAAUAUCAAAUACUUCUACAAGUUCUUAUUGGAUUCUUCAAAAAUCUUGUAGAGUUGGAUAAAACGACAGAGAACUUGAAUUCCCAAUUCGGAAAAGCUGGACUUCCCAAGAAUGAAUCUGACGUUGAACUACUGAUUCGUGAACACGAAGCUUCUAGACAAGCCGUUUUAGAAAUGUUCAGAUUCACUCAAAACGAAUGCGAUCAAUUAAAAUCAAGAAUUAUACAGCAGGAACCCAAAACUGCGGCAGAACAGGACAUAUCUAAAUUAGAAACCAUGCUAGAAACAAGGAAGGUCACAUGGGAAGAAGAAUGGACGAGAAGACGUGAAUCUCUCGAAUCGCAGAAAAAAAUAAGUCAUUUCAACUCAGAGUUGAAAAUUGUUGACGAAAACAUUGACGAAUUGGGCAGGCAACUUUCAGGAUUCAAAGAACAAUGUCGCGAGUCACAAUCAACCACAAAGAGCGUCGCUCAAACGUUCACUCAUUUUACCAAAGUCACAGAGACUCUCGACAUACGAGUCAAGAAUCUAGUCAAAGAAGGAGAAAAAUUAGUUCACGAAAAUCAUCUUCAAUCGCCGCAAAUAGAAUUUAAUCUUAAUCAACUUCAAGAAAAAUGGUCCAGCUUCAAGAAAGAGACACAGGACACCAAACAUUUAAUAGAACUAAGCACAAAAUAUUACGAAAUAGUCAAUGAGGCUGAUCAAUGGUUAAAAGAUGGUAGUCGUAUUUUGGUAUCAGUAGCUAAACGAACAUCAGCAAUAAAAAGACCCGAAGAGGCACAACAGCUACUUCAUGAAGUCGAAAAUUUUGUAAAACCAGGACAAGCACAACAAAGUGAAAGAAUUCACAGCAUGUCUCAAUUAUCCAAAGAACUUUUCAGUCCAGGAUGGUCUAAGGAAGAAACAGAGAUUCAAAUUCAGCAUAAGGAGAUAAUAGAAUCCUUCAGUUCAAUAAUCAGUGAAUUGCAUAUCCUUUCGCAAAACCUAAAGUUAUCAGAAGAACAACAAGAAAAGUUAAAACGCGAACAGGCGGAGGCUGACGCCAAAUUGGCUGCAGCUAAAGCUGAAGCUGAAAGAGCUAAACAAGCAGCAAAGGUUGCAGAAGAAGAGAAGCGUGCAGCUGAGGAAGCAAAACAGGCCGCUGAAGAUGCAAAGAGAGCAGCUGAAGAGGCUAAACUAACUGCAGAAUCAGCUGUCAAAACGUUACAAGAAAGCAUGACAUCGCAAACGGUUAAAGAAAUACAAAUUGUAAGAGAAGAAGUUCCACAACAAGCAAUUACUCCAAUGGUUCCUCCAGUUUUCAUUUCUCCAUUGUCGGACGUCGUUAUUCAAGAAGGUGCUAAAUUCACAUUCAUGUGUACCGUGACCGAAACCCCAACACCAGUGGUAACUUGGUAUAAAGAUGGCAUUUCAAUUCAAAACAAUCCAGAUUAUCAGACAUCGUUUGAACACGGUCUUUGCGCAUUAACAAUUGAAGAAACUUUCGCUGAAGAUUCUGCCAGAUAUAGCUGCAAAGCAGUUAAUGCAGCAGGAUCUGCGGAAACCAGCGCGUUCCUGGCAGUCAAAGAACCUCAACAGGAAGAGCAAUUAGUUCCUCCAACGUUUGUGAAACUUUUGCAACCCGGUUUUGCAAAAGAGGGAAGCAAAUUUCAAUUCGAAUGUAAAGUGGAGGGUUAUCCAUUGCCGACCGUUCAAUGGUUUAAGGGCAACGAAUGCAUUGAUAAUUCGCCUGAUUAUGUGAUAACGUACAACAAUGGUGAAGCAAUAUUGAAGUUUGAGAAAGUGACCUUUAACGACAAGGCCGAAUAUACGUGUAAAGCUACCAACAAACUGGGGGUUGCCCAAAGCAGGACAAAUCUUAACAUUGAACCUGCCCAGCCAAUGGAAGCUCCCUUCUUCGCCGUUCCACUUUCCAAUGUAAUGGCUCGUGCAGGGCAGAAGAUAAAAUUAGAAUGUGAAGUUACUGGAGUUCCUACACCCACUUUAACUUGGACUCAAAACGGAAAAAUUAUUAAGGAAUCCAGAGAUUUGAAACUACUGCGUGAAGGCAAAAGAGCGACGCUAGUAAUAUCCGAGGCAUUCCCGAAAGAUGCUGGGACUUUUGCGGUGACCGCUUCGAACACCGCCGGCGAAGCGAUAAGUUCAUGUAAUGUGACCGUAAAAGGCAGGCUGCCGACAGAAACGUCCGAUUCCGAAUUAGCGAGCGACAUGGAACCGAUAAAACCAACGAUUCAAGUGCCUCUAAAAGACGCGUCAGUGUUUGAAGGUCAAAAAGUGCGAUUAGACUGUGUGAUUGUUGGCCAACCCGAGCCCGAAGUGAUUUGGUACCGGGACGAUACACCGGUUAAAGAAUCGUCAGACUUUCAGCUCUUGUUUCAAGGUGACAGAUGUUCUUUAAUUAUUCAAGAAGCGUUUUCUGAAGAUGCUGGAGAGUACAAGGUCGUCGCUCUAAAUUCUGCCGGCGAGGCAUCCAGCAAAUGCAGGCUAAUAGUAACACCGUUAUCUGACAAACAGCCCGCUCCAAAACCUCCACACGAAGAAAUCAACGGUACUGGAUCGACGCCAAAGUUUAGUAAACUUUUGUCGGACGUUUUGGUUUCUGAAAACGAACGAGUUAUUUUCGAAGCGACUGUAAAUGGUCAACCUCGACCCGAAAUAAAGUGGUUACUCAAUAAUCAAGAGAUAAUCGAAUCCAAUCGUAUUGUGAGAACGUACGAUCAACAGGGAAACGUCUCAUUGCAAAUUGAUAGCGUCAAACCAGAAGAUAGAGGAGUUUAUACAGUGAAAGCACAAAAUUCACUGGGUGAAGCAAAAUGUUUCGCACAAUUGAUCGUUAAAACGGCUAAACCCGUCGAUAUACAAAAACCAUUCGAGGAUAUAAAAUCGCCACCUUUCUUCAACGAAAGGUUCACAGAUCGCACUGUGUCAGAAGACACAUCCACCAAAUUCGAAUGCAUCGUAACUGGGAAACCUACACCUAAAGUAAGAUGGUUCUUCAAUGAUGAGCCAGUGUCGGGAAAAGGUUUCUUGGUAUCUACAUCUGGCGAUCGGCAAGUUCUAACCAUACCAACUGUAACCAAAACGAAUGAAGGAAAGAUAACCUGUAUCGCUGAAAACGAAGCCGGUACAUCAACUUGGAGUGCAAAACUGUCAGUUCAACCCUCUCUCGAUGUCAGCCUAUUCCCAGCGAAACCUUCUACAGAAAUUCAACGGCAUGUUGAAUCUUCGUAUAUUCUGAAACAAGAUGUUCAAGUAGAAUCCUCUUCCACUGUAAAGAAGAUAAGUUCAGAGAGUGAACCUCAAAUCCAGACACACACAAUCAAAUCUCACGACGAAAAGUCAGUAACACAAACGAACCACGAACAACCGAAAAUCGUUGAAUCUCACAAAGUAGAGGAAUAUCGCACCUUUGGAGACCACGAGAAACAAUUCUCUUCAAUCACCGAUGAUACAAGGAAAGAAAGAGAACAAAUGUUAACUACUCAGAAGAAAAUAAUAAAGCUUCGACCUCCCAAAUUUAUUAAUCCAAUAAUGGGAAAAAUUGUCGAUCAAAAUAGUAGAGUGGUACUUGAAGGAAUCGUUGACGGUCAGCCUGCACCCACCGUUACUUGGACUAAAAAUGGCACAGAACUUCGACAAACUGACAACGUUAAAAUAUCAUAUGAUUCGGGUCGUCCUAGAAUAGAAAUACUAAAUGCUACAUCAAAUGAUGCAGGUAGAUACACCUGCACGGCAGUAAACGAAGCAGGUUCAGCUGUCAGUACGUCCGACUUGGUUGUCAGAAAGGUCAUAUUCCCUCCUGUUUUUGGACGUCGCCUUCAGGCACAGGUUGUAAAGAAGGGCGAUCGUAUCCGCAUGGAGAUUGAAGUAACUGGUACACCAGAGCCUACCGUUUCUUGGUAUAAAGAUGGUAUUCCCCUGACUUCCGAAACAAGAGAAGGCAGAAGGAUUUUAAGACAAGGAAAUAGCUACACGCUAAUAAUAGAGAAAGCGGAAUUGAAGGACCAAGGGAAGUACAUGGUUCGUGCUGUAAAUGAAGGAGGUGAAGCACAAAGUAUUGCUGAUUUUGCCGUUUACGAACCAACUCCAGACACUAUGAUGGAAGUUGUAAAAACUGUCGUCUUCGAAGACGUACGCAAACACGAAAUGUUGUCCUCUACUGAAGACAAAACAAAGUCAGUGACUUCUACAGAGCAAAGAAUACCAAUAUCAACGAAAACAUUUGAUAGUAGUACAUUUGCUUUACCUGAAAUAGAAAAAUCGAUCGAAACGAAGAAGGAAAUUGUCAAAAGUAUUACUCCCACAAACCUCGCCGAAAAAAUUUCAUCUCAAUCAUCUGAAAGUCAUUAUCACACGUCUAGUCAAUUUAGCGAAUCAAAAUCAGAAUCGAAAUCGGAAAAAUUCUUCACAAAAGAAUCUGCACAAGCACCUACAAUUGUUAGAAGUGUUGAUAACGCCAGUUUUACGGUUCCUGAAGUUGAAAAAUCAGUCGUUUCAAAAAUGGAAGUUUUCAAAUCUUCCAGUCCAAUAAAUCUACAAGAGCAUGCCUCAAAAUCAUCUGAAAGUCAGGUCUACAGUUCAACAUCUUCUAAAUACGGCGAUCUAACAAGCAAAGUACCAGAUGUUGCUCCACAAAGCUUUUCUACUAUUGACAGUGCACGAUAUGUGUUUCCAGAUGGAGAAAAGUCGGUUGUUUCAAAAACAGAAGUUUACAAGUCAAGUACGCCAUAUGGUACUGAAGAAAAGAAAGUAUUUCAGACGUCGAGUUCCUCAAUGUCACAAUCGCAUUCCUCUACGAGUGAAAAGUUCAUUAAAAGUGAAUCAUCCGCUGAUAAAGUUCCAUUUCCACAUCCUGAAAUUGACAAAUCAGUGGUUUCAAGAAGAGAAGUUUUUAAAUCUUCAAGUCCAAUUAAUUUGCAAGAGCAUAUCUCUAAAUCACAUGGAAGUCAAGCUUAUAGUUCAACUUUCUCAUCUCAGUAUGGCGAUUUAGCAAGGAAAGAACCUGAAGUUGCUCCUCAGAGGUUUUCUACUAUCGACAGUGCGAAAUACGUAUUUCCAGAUGGCGAAAGCUCUGUAGUAUCAAAAACCGAAGUUUUUAAAUCAAGUACACCAUACGGAACUCAAGAAAAAAAAGUAUUUGAAACUUCAAGUUCUUCUAUGUCACAAUCAUAUACUUCUGGUAGCGAAAAAUUCGUUAAAAGCGAGUCUUCUACUGGCAAAACUGCAUUUCCUGACAUAUCUUCGAAAACCGAAAUCUUUAAAUCCAGCGAUUUAGUAAAAAGGGAACCAGUAAUUGCUCCACAGAGGUUUUCCACCGUCGAUAGUGCGAAAUACGUUUUCCCUGAUGGGGAAAAAUCUGUAGUUUCCAAAUCUGAAGUGUACAAAUCUAGUACGCCAUAUGGAACUCAAGAAAAAAAAGUAUUUCAAACUUCAGGUUCUUCUAUGUCACAAUCAUAUACUUCUGGUAGCGAAAAAUUCGUCAAAAGCGAAUCUUCUACUGGCAAAACUGCAUUUCCUGACAUAUCUUCGAAGACCGAGAUCUUUAAAUCUAGCGAUUUAGUAAAAAGGGAACCAGAAAUUGCUCCACAGAGGUUUUCCACCGUCGAUAGUGCGAGAUACGUUUUCCCAGAUGGUGAAAAAUCUGUAGUUUCCAAAUCUGAAGUGUAUAAAUCUAGCACGCCAUAUGGAACUCAAGAAAAAAAGAUAUUCCAAACAUCAAGUUCUUCGAUGUCACAAUCAUAUUCAUCUUCAGGUGAUAAAUUAAUCAAAAGUGAAUCGUCUAUUGAUAAAGGAACACAUUUCUUGCCAGAAGCACCAACUUCUCUUAUUUCGAAAACUGAAAUAAUAAGAAAGGAGACGCCAUCGGAAUUCGAAAGAAAAUCGUUUCUUCAGUCAACGUCGCAGUCGCAGUUCACCACAGAAGCGAAUAAAACGCCAUUUACAACAACCACGAUAGACAGUGCUAGUUACAGUAUACCAGAGGUUGAACGUUCUGUUGUUUCAAAAACAGAAAUUUCGAAAACAACUACACCUUACAGUCACCAAGGAGAAACAUUAACAUCCGAAAGUAAAUCUUCUGAGUCGUCUAUGUUUUCACAAAGUCAGCAAUCAUUCAUGAAAGAAACACAAGUAUCAAAAGAAUCUAAAGUUAUUACAUUGGACCAUACAACUCCGGAAGUUCCAAAAGUACCAUCAUUACCAAAAUUCAUCGUUCCGGAGGUUCCGAUUACUAGCAGAGAAGUGAUUCUUAAAACUGAUGUCAGUGGACCGGUAACCACAGAAACAAAGAAGGAGUCAUUUACUGGAGAAGCUGGAUUUCAAACAUCUUCAAAACAAUCAACAAUCGAUUUCAGUGUUAAAAAAAUUUACAAAGGUGGAGAAUCCGAGACAAAAAAGGAAAUACAGCAUACCCCAGUACCUAGCACUUACAAACGAUACGAGGAAAUUAGCAAACCAGCCAUUGACACGGGUUACAAAACAUCAACUUUUCAAAAAGAAACGAAAAUCGUAAGUUCAGAAAUACCAACAAAAUUUUCGGAAACAACGACUACUAAAGAAGAGUUUGUUUUAAAACCUGAACCUCCUCCAGAAAUCUGCUACGCUCCAAUUCCUGAAACCCACGAAGACACAACUAUCAAGACAACCAGAAUAGAAAAUCACACCGAAUUUCCUUCUACAGAUCAAACCGUUGAGACGAAAAGUUUUGCCAGCGCGCAGAAACACUUUCAAGAGCUGAGCAAAAAAGAAGAAACUCAUUCAUCUAGAAAAUUCGAAACAGCAGAAAGUGUGCAUAAAAGAACUAGAUCCGCCUCUCCCAAACCCAAUGAAGGAGCAAUUGCAAUGGAGAAAUUGUGGACAAAACAAAAAUCAUUUGAAUAUGAUACAUCCCCAUCUGUGUCGUCUUCUUAUUCACAUAUAGUUGAACAACAGCAAGCAACUGCACCUCGUCCCAUAUCAGCCUUAUCUGUUAGCUCUCAAGAGCAAUCAUUUGAGAAGACACACGAAGAAAAGUCGUACUCAACACAAAGCACGUUGGAAAGGAAGUGGGCUCCGUUUGAAAAAAAGCGUGAAUCUCGUUUUGAAAAGACAAAGAUUGUGUCUGCUCCUGAACCGAUACAUUAUGUUGCUGAAGUAACUGGUCUUCAGCAUCAAUUUAAACAUGACUCAUUUCAAGAAGCAACUCACUCGGAAGGUAAAUAUUUAAAAGAUGAGAUAUCAAAAGAGUACAGAGAAGAAAUCAAAGAUAUAAACAAUAUUAAGCUGUCUCAAUUAAAAAAAACUUGGCCGCCGCCAAGCUCAGAAGAGCAUGUUUUAACAAGCACUAGUAAAAUAAUUUCUGCUUCAUCAUCCACAACUCCAUCAGUUCAUUCAUUAUCAGUUAGGCCCGUUUCAGUCCAAGAUAUUACAGACGAAGUAUAUUUAGAACCUGGACCACCUCCAGAAAUCGGUUAUGCUCCUCCAGUAGAGAGACGCCAAUCAUAUGUUGAAUUAAUAGAACAAGACUUAGAAAGAAAUUUAGAAAAAGAACCCGCCAAAUUGCCCGCUGGAGCUGUCCGCACCAUCCCGCCGCCUCUUCCGCCUAAAAAUGAGCAAUACCAACCGCCCCCAAUUCCUGCAAAACCAAUUAAAUUUGUUGAGCCACCGAAAAAGGUAAAAAAAGACGUAGAAUCAAAACCAUUCGAAAGGUUCCCUGAUCUUGAACCGUUCCCGUUUUCACCCGAACCGGAAAAACCAAAACCACUAAAAGCUGGUCCUCCACCGACACCUUCGAAGUUUGUUAAAGGCAGAUUUACUGACAGUGAUUAUGAAAGUGACAUUGAGGCAGUGCGAAUUCCUGCAAAAUGGAAACCAUCUGUGAGUGACACCGAAGAACCUUCGUAUAAAAAGGUACGACCACCGACGGUUUCACCUUCAUUUCGUUCUCGGUCAGUUGAACCUGAACCUUUACCUCCAUCGAAAUUUGAUCAGCCACCAGAAUCAAGUGGCCCUCCUAGGCCAACAAUUGACUUCCGAAAAACGAUAAAACGAGAUGCAGCAUUGGAAAGAAAAUUAGCGAGGCACAGUUUCCCAAAGGCACAGGAAUCUCCUAGACAACCAGUUGCUCCUACGGAACCUGUACUUAAACCCGGAUCUCCACCUAUCUUCAUGGAGGCACCACCACCACCAAGACAAAAGCCAGAAUCCCCCAAAGUCAAACAUAAACCUGUUAUAGAUGGUUAUAUGGCAGACACUGACGAACCAAGAACUUUGGUCAGAAAAACCUUUAAAGAGGACAACCUUAAAACGGAACAGAAACAAACGCUGUAUUCCGAUGCUAACUUUCAGAAAUCAUAUGAGCAAACCCGAACAUCGCAUGCGCCACCUCCAAGAAUAUACAAGAAACAUAUAUCAUCUUCGACGAAAAAGGAAUUAGUUUCGACCCCCAUAAUAACGAAUAUUUCAACGACCGAAACUGUUACCGAAAAGCAGGACAGAAGCGAGACAAGAGAAUCGUACAACUAUCAAACAGAGUGUUCUAAACCCAAAAAAAUGCGUGGCCCUCCUCCGCCUAGUCCUUCAAAGUUUGUAAAAGGCGAAUUCCGCGAGAGCGAUUACGAGAGUGACUACGACGGUAAAAAAAUCCCACCAGUUUGGACUCCUCAAGACACCUCAGUCGAAAAAACGUAUAAGCCAGUCAGACCCAUACUUACACCCAGCGGACGUCAUUCGCAGGCGUCAACUGGUAGGAGAACACCAACUCCACCAACGGAAUUUGACAAUCCACCUCAGAUCACCGGCCCUCCCAGACCCAAAUUCGAACCCAUUGAAAAACCGGCACCAACUCUUAAAGUUGAUAAAUUCAUGAAGCAUGAAGAGAAGAAACAAGUAGUUCAUAAACCAAAACCUGUCGCGGCAAAACCACAACCAAUUGCAGACGUGAUCAUCGCUACACCUGCAGCACCUGAGCGAGAGAUAUGUCUUCAACCAGGCACUCCACCAGAAAUAGGUUUUGCUCCAGGACCACAGGCAACCCAGUACUAUAAAUCAACAACAAGCACACCGUAUCACAAUGCUGUACAAACUGAAACAUCGAACGUAAUGCACUUUAAAGAAUCCACAGAAAACAGUCAACGAACUGUAAGUUUACAACAAACAAGGAAGGUUAUAACUUUCGGAAAGCAAGAUUCUUCCUCUUUAUCUCAAUACACGUCUGAAAGAAGACGAAGUGCUCCUCCGCCAACCAGGCCCAAAAAAUUCAUUCCUGGAGAGUUUAGAGAAAGUGACUACGAAAGCGAAGUUGAAACAGCGAAAAUAAGGCCGCUUUGGGUACCAUCAGAAAGUGAUAAUGAAGAACCCCGUUAUAGAAAAGUAAAGCCACCUCAACCAACCAGGUCCUUGAGUCUUUCAGGAGCCGGAAACGAAUAUUCGUCUUCAGUAGAAACUAAAAGUAGCAGCAGACAAGAAAGUAGUCAAUCAUCGUACUACCACAAAAUGUCAAAAGAAGAAUCUUCCAGAAAUCAAUCUUCGAAACAAUCAGAAUCUUCCAAAGAAUUAGUAUAUCAACCCGGACCUCGACCGGAAUAUGGAUACAUGCCUGAAAAAAUAGCAAAAUCAGAAGCGACUAAGUUGGCCUCAAAACAUAUGGAAGAUAUGACGCAUUCGUUUAAAUCCAAAACACAAAACUUCGUGUCUGAUAUCAUGAGCGAUAUUAGUAAGAAGAAAACUUCUUCAACAACUGACAAAAGAAAUGGCGAAACGGACGCACAAGUUUAUCGGGAAGACUCUCGUGCAGCACAAUAUGGUACUAAACAUGUCGAUCCUGACACUGGGUUAAUCUAUUUCAAGUACGAUUUUGGUUAUGAGUUUGGAAUUAUUCUUCCCGGUGAGGGUAAAAGUGGGGAAAUACCUGUUCCUAAAAAGACAAUAAUAGAACCCCCUAAGAGAAGUCGCGAUAUUGAAAUGCCCGUUUACCAUGAAACCACAAAGUCCCAGGGUGCGCCCCCCAAUAAACUCACCGUUCCCACUAAAACGGUCAGAUGGGAACCAACAUCGGAAAGUGAAAUGUCCGAAUACGAGAGUGACGGAAGAAAAAAGGGAAUCGGAAAUCGUUGGGAACAAUCCUCAGCUAGUCCUGUAUCUCUUUCGCCAAGCCUUCCUAGCACUUCUCCGGCAUUUAAUCAAUAUGGAUCUGGACGAGGAGUGGAAACUCCAACUAGUACACCUGGAACAAGUACACCAGGUAGUACUUCUGCCAGUUAUUCUACGAAGAAGAAUAUGCAAGCUCAAAGAGCACCAUUAUUCAUUACGCCACUACGUGACAUUGCCGUGGUGAAGGGCCAACCAGCAAGAUUUGAAUGCAUAGUUCAAUCUGAAACGACUCCAACUGUGCUAUGGUCAAAAGAUGGAAUGGUUAUUUCUAAUACUCCCAAUCACCAGCUCUUCUUUCGGAAUGGAGUAUGUCGACUUACUAUACCACAGGCUUAUCCAGAUGACGCUGGUACUUAUAGCUGCACUGCAACGAAUCCUGUGGGAGCUGUUAGCACGUCUGCGACCCUACAAGUUCCAGGUGAGAGGCGUUCACAAAACGACGAAAUGAAUCGACAACAGCAGCAGCAACAAUCGACUCAGAAGAGUCAACAGACUCAGCAGAGCAGUCAGACUCGCCAGAGUCAGACGCACGAGAGUCAACAGACUCAACAGACUCAGCAGACUAUGCGGACCGAGCAACAUGUUCGACAAGUUACAGUUCACGGAGGGCAACUCGGACAAUCCGAAAUCCAACAGUUGGGUUUCGGGCCGAACGCAUCUCCUCCAGUGUUCGAGAAAGUCUUCAGUAAUGCUCGGUUUGCUCAAGGAGGCAAUGCCACAUUUGACGGUCGCAUUGUCGGUAAACCUCAGCCUACAGUAUCGUGGACCCGAAAGGGAGCACCCCUAGCAGAUUCUAGCAAAUACAAAGUUACUUAUAACGAACGAACGGGAGACAUAACAUUGACAAUAUAUAACAUAGGACCUGGAGAUGAAGGCGAAUACGUUUGCACCGCCAAAAAUCAACACGGAGAAGCCGUAUGUUCGGUAUACAUCCAGCCCGAAGGGUUACAAAUGCCUAGAUUAGGUGGAAUGCAAAAAACCGAAAGUUACCAAAAAUACGAAUCAUCUUACAGUAACGGUGUAACCGAGGAAUUUAAAGUAGAUAUAUUCGAAUAUCGUCUUUUGAGGGAAGUUUCCUUCAGAGAAUCGGUGACGAAACGCUUUGUAGGUGAAACAGAUACCCAAAUUUCGACUACCAUCGAAAAAUCAUUGGGACCUGCAGCCCCACCGCAAAUAUCUCAAAAACCACGCAAUUCUAAGCUUCUCGAAGGUUCAGACGCAGUUUUCAGUGCCAAGGUAUCCGCUAAUCCUAAACCAAGGUUAACAUGGUUUAAGGAUGGUAAACGUGUAACACAAUCCAACAAAUACGAAACCAGUUACUCAAACAACCAAGCGACCCUACGGGUCAAGCAAUCUCAAUCCGAUGAUUCGGGACAUUACACACUUUUAGCAGAGAACCCUCAAGGAGCCGUAGUUUCAUCAGCGUACUUGGCUAUUGAACCAGUAACUACACAAGAAGGACUGAUUCAGGAUACUUUCAAAGCCCAACCAGUCGAAGAACCUUCAGAUACAGCCAAAACCUUAGCUCCAAACUUCGUAAGGGUAUGUGGUGAUCGCGAUGUCACUGAAGGAAAAAUGACACGUUUUGACUGCCGCGUUACUGGCAGACCAUAUCCUGACGUAACAUGGUACAUAAAUGGUCGACAAGUCGUCGACGAUCACACCCACAAGAUAUUAGUAAACGAAUCUGGUAACCAUGCCCUGAUGAUAACGAAUGUCGGACGAAACGAUUCAGGUGUUGUCACUUGCGUGGCCCGAAACAAAACCGGAGAAACUUCUUUCCAAUGCAACCUGAAUGUCAUCGAAAAAGAACAAGUUGUCGCUCCCAAAUUUGUCGAACGAUUCACGACCCUUAGUGUUAAGGAAGGAGAACCCGUAGUCUUUAAUGCCCGUGCUGUUGGCACCCCCACACCACGAAUCACUUGGCAGAAGGACGGUGUUCCAAUAACCCCAACUCCUGAUGUGCGCAUUUCAAUCGACGGUGGAGCCUCUACUUUAGAUAUACCGCGAGCCAAGGCGUCGGAUGCUGCAUGGUAUCAAUGCACCGCCCAAAAUGUAGCCGGCUCCACUGCGACGAGGGCUCGUCUCUUUGUGGAAGUCCCGCAAGGACCAACUCCAGAGCCCAGACGCUUACAUCUACCGCGACCAACCAAAAUAAUCGAACCAGAACCGGAACCUGGCCCAGAAGUGAUCUACUUACGUCAUCUUGAACCUACAAGACCUUACCAGCCUGGUCCUGAAGAAGAUAAAAUUUAUCCACCUCCUCAGUUCAUCAUUCCUUUGCAAGACAUUGUUCAAAUUGAAGGAGGAAAAAUUCACUUUGAGGCCAGAAUCGAACCGGUUGGCGACCCCACAAUGCGUGUGGAAUGGUUUUUGAAUGGAAAAGCUAUGCAAGCAAGUUCCCGAGCAAAUGCUAUUUUCCGUUUCGGCUUCAUAGCCCUAGACUUACUUAGUGUGACGACGCGCGACAGUGGUGAAUAUAUCUGUCGUGCAACAAGCGCAACCGGAAGUGCAGAAUCUCGUGCAAUCUUGCGCGUACAACCCCGGGCAAGCAUUGAGAAAACGAGUCAGCACCCUGACAGUCUCCAAUACAUUCAACAACUUGAGGAUUACUCCAAAUAUCAACGAAGUGAAAGUUUAGACGAACAAACGAACCAGAAACCUCACUUCAUCCGACCACUCCAAGAUUUAGGGCAACUUCAGGAGGGUCGAAAUGCACAUUUCGAAGCCCAACUGACCCCCGUAAGCGAUCCAACAAUGAGAGUGGAGUGGUACAAGGAUGGAAGGCCUAUUACAGCCAGUUCCAGAAUUUCCACAAUUUUCAACUUCGGCUACGUUUCCCUCAACAUAAUGCACCUACGGGCCGAAGACACAGGUUCAUACACCGUACGGGCUGUAAAUCGAAUGGGUGAAGCCCUUAGCACGGCUACCCUUCAAGUUCAAGUUCGUUCUACUGUCACUUCUGAUUUAGGAAUCCCUGAACAACAACGAUAUAUUGAAAAAGUAAAUGAAUUGGAGGCUUACCAACAACAACAGCAUCAACAAAAAUACGUGCAAGAAACUCCUGAGAGUUUAUACCCUCCAGAAUUUAAAACCCCUAUCAAAGAUCAACAUGGUGUUAGAGAGGGAGGUUUUGCUCAUUUCGAAGCUAGACUCGAACCAACCGGAGACUCAACAUUAAGAGUUGAGUGGUAUAAAGAUGGAAAACCAGUUGAAGCUAGCUCGAGAAUAACAACAUUCUUCAAUUUCGGUUAUGUCGCGCUUACCAUUAAAGCAGUAACAAUUCACGAUGUCGGUAAUUACACUUGCCGUGCAUACAACUCAAUAGGAGAAGCAACUACAACCGCUCAGCUAAGCGUUAUAAGCAAGAAAGAUAUAAUUUUCGACUCACAACAUCCUGAAGGUUUAGAAAAGAUUCAACAUUUAGAAGACACUAGCAGAUACACUCGUAAAACUGACGAGGAAGUGUCGGUACUACAAAAACCAAGAUUCCUGGGACCACUGAAAGGCACUAACAAAAUUGUUGAAAGCCAACGUGGUCACUUUGAGGCUAGAGUUGAACCACAGAGUGACGCAUCUCUUAGAAUUGAAUGGUACCACAAUGGAAAAUUAAUUGAAAGUGCCAACAGAAUUCAAACAUAUCACGAUUUUGGGUACGUUGCCUUAGACAUUCUCAGUGUCAGAGCCCAAGACGCUGGUACUUAUACCGUCGUAGCGCGCAACUCAUUGGGUGAAGCUCAGGUUUCAGCAAAUAUGGUUGUAGAAACUCGUGCCAGCAUUGACACCUCCAGUAUGCACAAGACUGCAUACGAUAAAACCCAAAGAUUGGAAGAGUCAAAAUUUAUCGAACCCCAAUAUCAAAUUGAGGAAAUAUCCAAAUCAAAACCAAUUUUCAUUCAACCACUGACUGACGUUCCUCCACUUACUGAAGGCAAAAAUAUUCACCUCGAAUGCAGAUUGGAACCAAUGGGAGAUCCCACAAUGAGAGUAGAAUGGUUCUGUAACGGAAAACCUGUUACUGUUGGUUCUAGAUUUAGAACUUAUAACGACUUUGGAUUCGUAGCUCUCGAUAUCAUUCAUGCUACAGCAACAGACUCAGGAGAGUACACUGUAAGAGCUACAAACCACCUGGGAUCUGCCCACACAUCUUCUUGUGUUCGUGUAAUUUCAAAAUCCGAUAUAAUAACUGACACUCAACACGAACAGUCUUUAGAACAGAUACAAAUGCUGGAAGAUUCCUCCAGAAAGCGCAGAAUGGAAACAGAAGAUGUCACUAUUCUACAGGCUCCACAAUUUACAAGAGCGCUACAUAACAUCGAAACUGUUGAAGGGACUAAUGUACAUUUAGAAUGCCGUCUUCAACCAGUCGGCGAUUCAACCAUGAAAGUAGAUUGGUUUGUCAACGGACGACCAGUCAAAACUGGACAUCGUUUCAGACCUGCUUAUGACUUUGACUAUGUAGCACUUGACUUACUAAGUGUAUACCCUGAAGAUUCGGGAAUUUAUACAUGUCAAGCCAGAAACCAACUAGGAGAAGCUGUCACCUCUUGCUCCGUAAAAGUUAUAGCAAAAAAGGAUUUAAUUCUUGAAACACAACACCCUUCAGGUUUAGAAAAAAUCCAACAACUAGAGGAUACUUCUCGUUAUAAACGCCAAGAAUAUAUUGAUGAAAUAGUCAACGUUAAACCAAGAUUUAUUACAAAGCCAAAAAGUUUAGAAAACAUGCGCGAAGGGCAGCACGCUCAUUUUGAGUGUAAAAUUGAGCCAGUCACAGACUCCAAUUUAAAAGUUGAAUGGUUUAAAAACGGUAGACCAAUCACCAUAGGACACAGAUUCCGUCCAAUCCACGACUUUGGAUAUGUUGCUUUGGACGUAAUUGAUCUAAUCGCCGAAGAUUCUGGAACGUACACGUGUCGUGCAGUAAACUUAGUCGGACGAGACGAAGUCUCCUGUAAUCUCGUAUGCCGGAGCAGCCAGCAGAUCAUUUAUGACACGCAAAACGAGUUAGGUCUUGAAAAAAUCCACCAUUUAGAAGACCGUACUCGCUAUCAAAGAAGAGAAGAUGUCGAAGAAGUUACAACACAAGCGCCUACAUUUACAUCUUCUCUAAAAAACGUAGAUAUUAAAGAAGGUCAAAGAGCACAUUUUGAAUGUCGUCUUAUACCCGUAUCCGAUUCUACCAUGAAAGUAGAAUGGCUUCACAAUAACCAACCAUUAAAAUCCGGGUCAAGAUUCACCGAAACCAACAACUUCGGUUUCGUAGCUCUUGACAUUCUGUAUGCUUAUCCAGAAGAUGCUGGCACUUACACAUGCCGGGCAGUUAAUGCCCUUGGCGAAGCAGUUACAUCUGCAGUAUGCGUAGUCAGAUCAAAAAAGUCAAUCGUGAGCGAAACCGUUCAUGAAGGUGCCCUUGAAAAAAUACAUGUUUUGGAAGAUCAAUCACGUUAUCAACGCCAAGCCGUCCAAGAAGAAACAAUCAGUCAAACCCCUGUUUUUACAAUGCCUAUUAAAGAUUUAAGAGUAGCUGAAAACCAGGCUGCUCAUUUUGAAGCACGACUGAUUCCAGUUGGAGACUCAAAAUUGAAAGUCGAAUGGUUACGCAAUGGCGUUCCAAUCCAAGCUUCUAAUCGCAUAACUACCAUGCACGACUUCGGUUAUGUUGCCCUAAAUAUGAAAUAUGUUAAUCCAGAAGACUCUGGAACAUACACUUGCCGCGCUGUAAACGAUUUAGGUGAAGCUGUUACGACAGCUACUAUGUUUGUUCAAUCAAAAGCAUCGCUUCAACUAGAAACUCAACAUGAAGCCGCUCUACAAAAAUUAAGACAAUUGGAACAAUCAUCCAAAUAUACUCGACGUGAAGAACAAGAAGUGGUUGCAACCCAAGCCCCAAGAUUUACUACACAAUUAAACGGACCAACAGAAAUCUUUGAAGGACAAAGUGCCCACUACGAAUGCCGUAUCGAACCCUAUCCUGACGCCGAUUUGAAAGUAGAAUGGUUCCACAAUGGAAAACCGCUUACUACAGGGCACAGGUUCCGAACCGCAUACGAUUUUGGCUUUGCAAGUUUAGACAUUCUUACCGUGUACGGAGAAGAUGCUGGAGAAUACACAUGCAGAGCUACCAACCGUUUAGGUCAAGCUACAUCCUCGAUCGUAACCAGUGUAAAGACAAAAGCGUCAAUUAUACGCGACACUCAACAUGAAGGUGCUCUACAAAAGAUACAAUAUCUCGAAGAUGACUCGAAAUACAAGAAAACUGCCAGAGAGGAUGCCAUAGUCUUAGAAAAGCCUCAGUUUGGAAGAGGCCUGAAAAAUAUUGAAAAUCUACCGGAAGGCUUAAGUGCCCACUUAGAAGCUACCCUAACACCUGUUAAUGAUGCUACCAUGAAAGUGGAAUGGUUUUGUAAUGGCAGACCAAUCCAAACCGGACAUAGGUUCAAAACAACCUAUGACUUCGGAUACGUUGCCCUCGACAUUCUUUAUGCAUACGCUGAAGAUUCUGGCACGUACAUGUGCAGAGCGAGAAAUGCAGUUGGAGAAGCAGUUACAACAGCGUCAGUAAAUGUUGUUGCUAAGUCCGGCCUUGAACUUCAAACUCUGGACGAACAACGUUUAAGAAAAAUUCGAGAAUUAGAAACGUAUGAAAGACCACAGAAACAGGAAAUUGAACCAGCACCACAAAGACCAGUUUUCCUUACACCUUUGAUAAGUUUGGACAAUCUUAAAGAAGGUGACCAUGCUCAUUUGGAAUGCCGCGUUGAACCAAUUAACGAUGCCAAUCUAAGAAUCGAAUGGUUUGUAAAUGGAGUCAAACUGAAGACAGGACAUAGAUUCAGAACAACUCACGACUUUGGUUACGUAGCUUUGGACAUUCUUUACACUUACCCAGAAGACAGCGGAACGUACAUGUGUAAAGCUAUAAACUUAGUUGGCGAAGCUGUAAACACAUGUACCAUAAAUGUGGGAAGUCGCCGAAGCAUCAUCCUGGAAACACAACAUCCAGAGGGUCUAGAAAAGAUCCGUGAAUUAGAAUCCCAAGGACACCCAGCUAGAUUAGAAAUCGAAGAACCAGAACCAACUCCUCCCAGAUUUAUUACCGAACUCAGAGGUACCACCCAAGUUUACGAAGGUCAAACCGCUCACUUCGAAGCACAAGUAGAACCUAUUCACGAUUCAAAUCUAAGAAUAGAGUUCUAUCACAAUGGAAAACCGUUACCAUCUGCUUCAAGAUUCCACAUCACAUUUGAUUUCGGAUAUAUCGCUUUGGAUAUUGGCCACUGCGUUCCAGAAGAUGCAGGAGAAUACUCUGUUAAAGCCGUAAACAACUUAGGACAAUGUGUUUCUAGCCUUAAUCUUACUGUUAUUGCAAAGAGCAGCAUUAUCUUGGAUUCACAAAGACCCGAAGGGCUAGAGAAAAUCAGACAACUUGAAGAACAAACUCCGUUCAAGCGUCCAGAAAUUGAAGAACCCGUCACUAGACAACGUCCCGUAUUUACUCAACCUCUUCAAAAUAUCGACGGAAUUAUUGAAGGUCAAACAGCUCACUUCGAAUGUCGUCUUAUUCCUGUGGGAGACCCAACUUUGAAAGUGGAAUGGUUCAGGAACGACAAGUUAAUUGAAGACAGUUCAAGAAUCACAAAAGUUCAUGACUUCGGUUACGUAUCAUUGGACAUUAAACAAAUACGUACCGAUGACGCAGGUGUAUACAUGUGCAGGGCUUCUAACCCUCUUGGGGAAGCCGUUACGACUGCAUCUAUGAAAAUUAGAACCGAAGCAAGUAUACAGCUAGAAACACAACAUCCCGAAGGAAUGAAAAAGAUUCAGCAACUUGAACAACCCGCAGCACCACGUCCUGAAGAGGCUGAACGUGUAUUUGAGAAGCCAAUCUUCACACAAUUACUGACUGGACCGACUGAACUUUGGGAGGGACAACACGCUCAUUUCGAAGCAAGAGUUGUUCCAGUGGGCGAUGCCAGUUUAAGAUUUGAGUGGUACGUCAAUGGAGUCGAGUUGAAAUUAGGAUCUCGUAUCCGUGUAAACCACGACUUCGGAUUUGUGACUCUAGACAUCAUGUCCACAGUUCCAGAUGAUUCUGGAGUUUACACUUGUAAGGCGAUAAACAAAUCGGGCGAAGCCGUUUCAUCGAUUUCAAUGAAGGUUAAGUCAAGAUCAAGUAUCAUUGGCGAAACACUUCACAAAGAUGCUUGGGAAAAGAUCCAACUUAAAGAGGCGGAAAUGAACAAAGUUCCGGAAAUGUUUGUUGACACAACACCUCAGCAAGCUCCUGUCUUCACAACUCAUCUUCAAAGUUACGAUAAACUGGUCGAAGGUCAACACGUCUUCUUAGAAGCACAAGUAGAACCACGUGCUGAUCCAAACCUCAGAAUAGAAUGGUUCAAAAAUGGAAUAUCAUUAACCACCGGAGCCCGUUUAAAGAGUACAUUUGAUUUUGGUCAUGUGACAUUAUCUAUAAACGGUCUGAGAGCAGACGACUCCGCUAUUUACACCUGUAAAGCCACAAACUUGUUAGGAGAAGCUGUUUCUACAUGUUCUCUCAAAAUAGAAGAUAAGCAUUGGUUAAUGGGGCAAACAUUACAUCCCGAUGCCAUACCAAAACUUGAAGCUUUAGAAAAAACUCCAGAGUCAAAGCCGGAAGCUCCUGAGCCUACUUACGAAUCUCCCAUAUUUAUAUCACACCUGAAUAACGUAGAAUGCACUGAAGGAGACAACGUUCAUUUCGAGUGCACAGUAGAACCUUCCAAAGACCCGACAAUGAAGAUCGAAUGGUUUGUAAAUGGGAGACCUCUACCAAGUGGUUCACGAUUUAAAUCAACCUAUGACUUUGGAUAUGUCGCGUUAGAUCUCGUACACGCUUACGACACAGACUCCGGAAUAUACACAUGCAAAGCCACCAACAGCAAAGGAUCUGCAACAACGUCAGGUUCCUUACGCUGCACAGCUAAAAAGGAUAUUUACCUAGACACGCAACAUCCGCAAGGAGAGAAAGGUUUGGAAGCUGUCAAAGACGUUGAGGACGCAUUCGCAAGCAAAUACGCUCGGCAACCAUCUGGAGCGGAAGCACAAUUCCCUAAACCCAUAUGGAUCAUACCGCUACAACCGGAAUUCAACAUCACAGAAGCCAAUCCGCUACACUUAGAAGCAACCGUAGAACCAAAGGACGAUCCUAACCUUAAAAUUGAAUGGUUCGUCAAUGGAAAAUCGCUAGAUCAUGGAUCUAGAUUUAAACUUGCAAACGACUUUGGAUUCGUUACCUUAGAUCUGAGAGAUACAUAUGAACGCGAUCAAGGUAUCUACACUUGCAAAGCUUCAAACUUGGCUGGAGAAGCUUUCACUUCAACAACAAUCUACUGCACCACGAAAGCUUCCUUGAUCGAAAGAACACAACAUCCUAAAGGACAAGAAGGCUUGGAAAAGAUCCAAGACUUGGAAGACUCCUUGAAACGUGGAGAAACCCGCCCUCCGGAAGUUGAAGAUGGUCACGCACCGGUUUUCACUUCGGAAUUUACUCACCUUGUAAAUUUGAGCGAAGGAGAAAUUGCUCAUUUCGAAGCAGGGCUUACACCAAUUGGAGAUCAAACAAUGGUUGUUGAGUGGUUCUACAAUGGAAAGACCAUUGAUGCAAGUCACAGAUUUAGAACGGUUCACGCGUUCGGCAUGGUAGUUCUUGAAGUUCUUGGUACCAAAAUUGAAGACUCUGGUACCUACACUUGUGUAGCAACAAACAAAUGGGGCAAAGCAGAACAGAGCGUUACACUUGAAUGUGUUGAUAAAUAUAAGGGUCAGAAACCCCGCUUCACAACUCAAAUUAAGGAUAUAAUGGGAGUUAAAGAUGGGGAAGCUGCACAUUUUGAAUGUACAGUGGUCCCAACUAACGAUCCUAACUUGAAAAUUGAAUGGUUCCACAAUGGCCAACCACUUCUUCAAUCGUCUCGAAUUAAAACUGUAUCCGACUUUGGAUUUGUUGUUAUGGAUAUUUCCUAUGUUCAAAGUCACGUCGAUUCUGGCGAAUAUGUUUGCAAAGCCAGCAACAAGUUUGGCGAAGACUUCACAAAGGCAACAAUAUCAGCCCUUGGCAGGAGCGGCGUAUUCUUGGAUAGUUUACAGCCAGAUUCUCUCGAUAAGAUUAGACAAUUAGAAAGUCAACAAAGGCAACAACCCCAGACACCUACAACACCUAUUACUGAGCCUCCUAAAUUCAUUACUCAAAUCCAAGAUGUUACAAAACUAGUAGAAGGGCAAAGCGCACACUUUGAAGCACGAUUAACGCCUGUUACCGAUCCAGAUCUUGUAGUCGAAUGGUACUACAAUGGUAAAAAAUUACCCCAUGGUCACCGAUACCGUACAUUCCACGACUUUGGAAUUGUAAUUCUGGAUAUUCUCUACUGCUAUGAAGAAAAUUCGGGCGUUUACGAAUGCAGGGCUUAUAACAAAUACGGUGAAGAUUCCACCAAAGCAACACUCAAAUGUGUCUCAAAAGCCAACUUAAUCCUGGACUCGCAACUACCGCGGGGCAUGGAAGGAGGCUUGGAAAAAAUUCAAACACUUGAAGAUUCACUUAUUAGACAAAAACACGAAGACGUCACUGAAGAAAAAGGCAGAGCACCUGUAUUUACUGUGCCCUUAUCCAACAUUGACAACUUACGUGAAGGAGAAAGCGCUCAUUUUGAAGGUCGGCUAAUUCCAACCGAUGAUGCAAAAUUGAAAGUAGAAUGGUUCUGGAAUGGAAAACCGUUAAGAACUGGUUCAAGAUUCCGUACAUUCUGCGACUUCGGCUUUGUUAUCUUGGAAAUAUCGCCUGUUUAUCCAGAGGACUCUGGAGAAUAUUCUUGCAGAGCAAUCAACGAAUAUGGAGAAGCAGUAACAAAUGCAUCAAUGAAAGUACAAGGCAAAAGAAGUAUCAUUUUGGAAUCACAACUACCAAAAGGAAUGGAAAAUACUAUCGAUAAAAUAGCAGAACUCGAAGGUCUUGGCUCGGCACCAGCUCCACCUUCGCCUGAAGAAGAUGAAGGAAAACCACCAGAAUUCAUCACUACACCUUCUGACCUUACCCUCUCCGAAAACUCUUUGGCACACUUUGAAUGCAGACUUACACCUGUUAACGAUUCUAGUAUGCGAGUGGAAUGGUUCCACAAUGGAAAAGCCCUUUGGGCAGGUUCAAGAAUCAAGACUAUUAACGACUUUGGAUUUGUCAUUCUUGAAAUCGCAGGUGUUUAUCAACGCGAUUCGGGAUUGUAUACCUGCAAAGCUACAAAUAAACAUGGCGAAGCUACAGUUUCUUGCAAACUAUCCGUUAGAGGAAGACAAGGAAUUAUCCUUGAACCUCAAUUACCUACUGACUUCCGAACAGGAACCGAAAGCAUUCAAAGACUCGAAGAAACGUUGCAUAAGAAGGACGAAAUACUGCCAGAAGAAGAAACGCCAAACCCACCCAGAUUUAUUGUGGAGAUUAAAGACAAUAUUGACGUUCCUGAGGGUGGCCCGAUCCAUUUCGAUUGCAAAGUUGAGCCUACAAACGACUCAACGAUGAGAAUUGAAUGGUUCCACAACGGCAAACCAUUUGCUACAGGCUCACGCGUUCACCAAAUUAACGAUUUCGGAUUUAUUUCCCUUGACAUUGACUAUUCAUAUGCACGCGAUGCUGGUGAAUAUAUUUGUAGAGCUACAAACAAAUGGGGCUCUGCAAUCACUAAAGCCACCGUGACCUGCACGUCGAAACAUAACAUUGAUACAGAUUCACAACUUCCAAGCGGCAUGAGUGCUGAAAAAUUAAAAGAACUAGAAAAGGGUCACGUUACCGAACCACCAAAAGAGGACGAACCCAUCCGCUCACCACCUAAAUUUAUUACCCACAUUACAUCAGCUACUGUUGAAGAGGCCGAAUCGGUGAGAUUUGAAUGUCGUGUGGAACCAAAAGAAGAUCCAAAAUUAAGAAUCGAAUGGUACAGAAACGGAAAAUUACUGCCCGCUGGUCAUCGUUAUAGAACAAUGUACGAUAUGGGUUUCGUAUCAUUGGACAUAUUGUACGUAUAUCCUGAAGAUUCUGGCGAGUAUGUGUGCCGAGCUGUUAAUGAUUACGGCGAAGACUUUACAAAAGCCACGGUAUCUUGUAAGAAACUGCCCAACAUCGUUCUGCAAAACCAAGUUCCUAAGGGAAUGAAGAGGUCUGAAACACUAAUGCAAAUGGAGGCCGCAAUCAAGAAGUAUACUUCAGAAAUUUACCUUACCGAAGAUGAUUUAUACGAUCCCGAUAAGAAACAACCUCCACGGUUUGUUACUCAAAUCAAAGACCAAACAGAGUUAGUGGAGAUGAACACCAGCAAGUUCGAAUGUCAACUGGCACCAGUUGGCGAUCCCAACAUGAAAGUGGAAUGGUUCCUUAACGGAAAACCAUUACCCCACAAAAAUCGCUUCACACCCAUUUACGACUUCGGUUACGUCGCCAUGAACUUCGGAUGGGUUUACCCCGAGGACAGUGGCGAAUAUGUAUGCCGUGCUACUAAUCUUUACGGAAUGGAUGAAACCAGAGCAAUCAUCCGAACAACCGGUAAACCAGGAAUCAUAUACGAUUCUCAACUGCCGAAAGGAAUGAAGAGCAUUGAAAGAAUUAGAGAAUUAGAAGCCGCAUGGCAAGUGGUUCCUGAAGAAGUCGAAGAAGAAUCUAAACCACGAUCUGCACCAGUAUUUGUGAGCAAACCAGAACCAUGCACAGUAGAGGAAGGCGGCUGGGCAAGAUUCUGCUGCCGUGUCACUGGACAUCCUCGUCCGCGUGUGAUGUGGUUGAUCAAUGGUCACACUGUGGUAAAUGGAUCACGUUAUAAACUUACCUAUGACGGAAUGUACCACAUGGAUAUCCCAAAGACCCGACAAUAUGACACGGGAAAAAUAGAGGUCAUUGCACGUAGCUCCGUGGGAGAAGCUAUAGCCGAAACGGAAUUGACAAUCGUUGCUAGACACGAUGACUACAGAAGUGUGCUGAAAAAUUCACCGAGACCUUGGUACGACAGCGAAUUGUCACAAUACCAAAAAGAACGUCAAGAAACCGAACUCGAACGCAUUUUCGAAGAACGUCACACAGCACUCCAGGAAGGAGAGUUCAAUCCUUCAACUAUUCACGUUCAACCGAAGAUUUACAAGGACGCCGAAGCAGAAUGGCAACAACAAGUGAAACAAAAGAAAGGUGAAGAUUAUUACAGUAAAAUACAAGAAUUGGAAAACGAACAAGUCACAAAAGAAGUUCGACUACGAGAAUCAACUCACCAGUAUGCAAUUCCUGGUGAAAAGAUUGUCAACAGCAGUGUUGCCAAAGGAAUGGCCCAAAGAUACGAAGAAACCUUGGAAGUACAGCCUGAAGAAGUAAGUCUCCGAGAAACAGACAAGAGCAAAGUUCAGCGCACUACUGAGUACCAAAUUGAUUCCAAAAAGGGUGCCUACCCUCCCGACCCAACCCAAUCGGCAGUACACGGAAGGGAAGUGUACGUUACAAAACAGAAACAGGUACAAAAGGAGAAAGCCGGAGAUACAGAAAUUACUAGAAACAUAACAGCUACUGAAACGACUGAUGUAGAGCACAAAGCACUGACACAGGAGCGCGUAGUUCAAGGUCAGGCAAAACCCAGCAAACCGCCCUUCUUCACAAAGAAAAUACAACCCUGCAGAGUUUUCGAAAACGAACAAGCCAGAUUCGAAGUCGAAUUUGAUGGUGAUCCAUUACCUGCCAUCAAAUGGUUCAGGGAAGAUUUCCCAAUCACUAGUUCUCCCGAUUUCAAAAUCUACACCAUGAGCACGAAAUCGAUACUUGUUUUGAGACAAGUAUACGUCGAGGACUCUGGAGUUUUCAGUGUUAUUGCCGAAAAUCGAGGAGGCACUGCCAAAUGUAGCGCCAAUUUGAUCGUACAAGAACGUAAACGGCAAGGAAGAGGCGGUAAAGUUCCACCGAGCUUUGUGACAACCAUUCAAAGUACAACCGUAUCUACUGGACAGUUAGUUAGAUUCGAUGCCCGUGUAAACGGCACAAAACCAAUCGAUGUGUACUGGUUGAAAAAUGGAAGAAAAAUCACCCCUGAUAUACGUUACAAGACAUUAGAAGAAGAUGACUUGAACACCUUGUUAAUUAUCGAAGUCGUUCCUGAAGAUUCUGGCAAAUAUGAAUGUGUCGCGGUAAAUGAUUCUGGUGAAGCACGUUGCGAAGCAGAAUGUAUCGUGCAAUCGCCGUCUACUGGAGCUAAACCGUCGAAGCCAGCAUCUCCUGGUGCUGAAAAACCUCCAGUACUUGUGGAGCCACUUAGAGAUCAAACCAUUAAAGAAGGCCAGCCGGCAGCAUUCCGAUGUAAAAUAACCGGAAAACCGGCACCUACAGCUACUUGGAGCAAAGGAAAUAAAGUAAUUAAACCAUCGAAAUACUUCCAAAUGGUGAAAGAAGCAGAUUUCUAUACUUUGAAAAUCUCCGAGGCCUUCCCAGAAGACGAAGGGACAUAUAAAUGUGUUGCUCAAAAUCCGGCAGGUUCUGUCAGUACACAAGCGAAACUGAACGUCUUAGCUCCUGAAAGUCAAGACAUUCCACCUUCCCUAACUCCCAUGAAAGAUAUCAUUGUUCCGGAAGGUAGUCCAGCCCAAUUCAAAACGACCGUUGGUGGAAAACCGAAACCUACGAUCCAAUGGUUGAGGGAUGGAUUUCUUAUUCCAGAAUCGCCAGACUUUCAGGUAAUUAUUUACAAAUUCAUCUCAAGUUCUAACACAUUUAUAAAUCAUGGUGAUUAUGCAAUGAUGAUAAAAAUAAAUGAGUGUGUAGGUAUAAAAAUAAAAUGCCCGGUCAAUCAUACACUUUUACAAACAAUAUUUCACCGCCAUUUAUUUAGAAUGAAGCUAUCAGUAUCAAAAACUGACAAUGUUAUAACACAAACGUUACAACCCGCAGGACGAAUUGGAAAAUUUUCUCGAACAACGGUUAGCGAUCAAAAACGUGGCGGUACAGCAACAUCCAAAGGAAAGCAAGGAUUAAGUAAAGGCACGAAAGAGACGACGUCUUUAAUAAUUGAAACGACGCAACAGGGUGAUGAGCAAACCGACGAAGAAGUUCUCCCUAAAGGAGACGAAACGUUACCGUGGCGAAAACAGAGUCAAAGAACAGUUUUACAAAAAGGGCAAAUGAUAGUGGAGCGAAAGAGUUCGAUACAACAACAACAACCUAUACCAUGGACUGAAGAAGCUGUCAGGUUGAAGAAAACUAUCCCAACAAAGAAAGAGGUUCCAAAGGAAACAUUAGAAAAAGUGAGCUUACGCAGCCUGGUAAAAGAUAGGAGGGAAAGCGUGACAAGCGAGGAAAGAUUUGUUACAACUGAAGAUGCCACGACGCUUCAAAUUAAAGAAACAGAAGCCAUAACUACGGCUCAAGACCUUCAAGCAAAACAGUGGCGUAAACCUAGGAAGGAUUCCAAACCUGAACUUCAAAAACAACAAAUUGUGACCACAGAAGACGCAACUCUACUCCAAAUUAAAGAAAUAGAAAAAGAAACCACUGAUAAAGAACUCCAAACGAAACAGUGGCGCAAACCCAGAAAAGAUACAAAAGAAGAUAUUGAUGGACAGCAAGUAACGGAAGCAGAAAGCAUUUCCAAACCAAAGGAAAUUGAAAGCAAACCAUGGCGCAAACCAAAACCACACGAAAAAUUAUAUCACACAGAGCAAACAUUACAACUCGAUGUUCAGGAAGAACAAGAAAUAACUGUACAAAAAGAUUUGGAAACGAAAGAUUGGCGUCGACCCAAACCAGUUAAACAUUUGGCAGAGAAAACCGUCGACCUCCAAAGUGAAGAACAAAAAGAAUCCACUUUAAAACAACCCCAACAAAGCGUUACUGAACAAUUAAAAGUUAAACCUUGGACUGAAGAAAAAAUUGAACUGAAGAAAUCUAAACCCAAAGAUGUUAAACCCGAGCAAGUAACCGAAACCUUCGUCAAAACAGAAGAUGCUAUUCACAAGGAAAUUCACGAAAUGGAAAAAGAAACAACUACGCAAGAAUCUGAAAUAAGAGGUUGGAGAAAACCACGGAAAGACAUCGAGGAAGUUCCCAGAAGGCCAUCGAGGGACACAUCGUUAGAAAAGUCGCAAAUUAAACCUUGGACAGAAGAAAAAAUCGAGCUAAAAAAGGCUGUGCCCCAAAUACCCUCAAAACAAAAGGAAACGUUAGAAGAAAUUCAACUAAAACCACUACAGACAAAACAAAGGAAAAAAUCUGUUACUGAGAAAACAGAAGCAGUUCUUCAGAUAGAAGAAAUGCCUGAAGAAAUAUCACAAUUUCCGAAACAGCCAGAACAAGAAAAAGGUAAACCUAAACCGUGGACUGAAGAAAUAAUACAUUUAAAGAAAACAAAGACUGCAAAGCAACCUGAAACAGUUGAGGAAACAGACAAACAACUAAAAUUAAGGGUAGAAGAUACAAUAACUUUAGAUAUUAGAGAAACUGAAGAGGAAACGAAGCAACCAAUCAAAGAUAAAAAGCAUACUAAACAGAAAACAGAAAUGCAGUUAGAGAUUGAAGAAACAGAUCAACAUCUUGAGCAUCCUCAACCCAAAAGACCACAAGAUGUCAGACCAUGGACAGAAGAAAAAAUACAACUCAAGAAACCAAAGAAGGUUGAAGUACCAGAAUCUGCUGAAGAAAUACUAAAACCCCUGCAACCGGUAAAGAAAGAAGAAACACACGCUCCUUUAACGGAAGAAGAAUCUAAGCCAAAAGGUACUAUUUUGGAGGAGAAAAUUAUUGAAGAAAAACCUAAAAUUAAACACUGGCGUAAGAAAGUUGAUGAAGUGCAUGAAGAAAAGGUUAUCAAAACUGAAGAGGAACAGCUACCUUCGGAAACUCCUGAGCAAGUCGAAGAAACGAUUGUUGAAGAGACACCUAAGAAAGUAAAGCAUUGGCGUAGGAAAGAGGUAAAGGCCGAUGAAGAAGUGGUGACCAGAAAGGAAGAAGAGCUCCCUACAGAAAUUCCAGAAAAAGUUAAACCUAAAGAAAUCUCUCCUAAACAACCUGAAGAGGUCAAACCAUGGACUGAAGAAAAAAUAACACUUAAAAAACCAAAGAAGGUCGAAGUACCUGAAACAGCCGAAGAAAAGCUAAAGCCUUUAAAACCGGUACAGAAGGAAGAAACUCAAGCUAUAAUAACUGAAGAAGAAACUAAACCAACAGGUACAAUUUCUGAGGAGAAAAUUAUUGAGGAAAAACCUAAAACUAAACGCUGGCGUAAAAAGAUAGAUGAAGAACAUGAAGAAAAGGUUAUCAAAACUGAAGAGGAACAGUUACCUUUAGAAACUCCAGAGCAAGUCGAAGAAAAGUUUGUUGAAGAGUCACCUACGAAAGUAAAGCAUUGGCUUAGGAAAGAGGUAAAGGCCGAUGAAGAAGUAGUGACCAAAAAGGAGGAAGAGCUCCCUACAGAAAUCCCAGAAGAAGUUAAACCGAAAGAAGUAGCUCCUAAACAACCUGAAGAGGUUAAACCGUGGACUGAAGAAAAAAUAACACUUAAAAAACCAAAGAAGGUCGAAGUACCUGAAGCAGCCGAAGAUAAGCUGAAACCUUUAAAACCGGUACAGAAGGAAGAAACUCAAGCUAUAAUAACUGAAGAAGAAAUUAAACCAACAGGUAUAAUUUCGGAGGAGAAAAUUAUUGAGGAAAAGCCUAAAACNGAUGUUAUAACACAAACGUUACAACCCGCAGGACGAAUUGGAAAAUUUUCUCGAACAACGGUUAGCGAUCAAAAACGUGGCGGUACAGCAACAUCCAAAGGAAAGCAAGGAUUAAGUAAAGGCACGAAAGAGACGACGUCUUUAAUAAUUGAAACGACGCAACAGGGUGAUGAGCAAACCGACGAAGAAGUUCUCCCUAAAGGAGACGAAACGUUACCGUGGCGAAAACAGAGUCAAAGAACAGUUUUACAAAAAGGGCAAAUGAUAGUGGAGCGAAAGAGUUCGAUACAACAACAACAACCUAUACCAUGGACUGAAGAAGCUGUCAGGUUGAAGAAAACUAUCCCAACAAAGAAAGAGGUUCCAAAGGAAACAUUAGAAAAAGUGAGCUUACGCAGCCUGGUAAAAGAUAGGAGGGAAAGCGUGACAAGCGAGGAAAGAUUUGUUACAACUGAAGAUGCCACGACGCUUCAAAUUAAAGAAACAGAAGCCAUAACUACGGCUCAAGACCUUCAAGCAAAACAGUGGCGUAAACCUAGGAAGGAUUCCAAACCUGAACUUCAAAAACAACAAAUUGUGACCACAGAAGACGCAACUCUACUCCAAAUUAAAGAAAUAGAAAAAGAAACCACUGAUAAAGAACUCCAAACGAAACAGUGGCGCAAACCCAGAAAAGAUACAAAAGAAGAUAUUGAUGGACAGCAAGUAACGGAAGCAGAAAGCAUUUCCAAACCAAAGGAAAUUGAAAGCAAACCAUGGCGCAAACCAAAACCACACGAAAAAUUAUAUCACACAGAGCAAACAUUACAACUCGAUGUUCAGGAAGAACAAGAAAUAACUGUACAAAAAGAUUUGGAAACGAAAGAUUGGCGUCGACCCAAACCAGUUAAACAUUUGGCAGAGAAAACCGUCGACCUCCAAAGUGAAGAACAAAAAGAAUCCACUUUAAAACAACCCCAACAAAGCGUUACUGAACAAUUAAAAGUUAAACCUUGGACUGAAGAAAAAAUUGAACUGAAGAAAUCUAAACCCAAAGAUGUUAAACCCGAGCAAGUAACCGAAACCUUCGUCAAAACAGAAGAUGCUAUUCACAAGGAAAUUCACGAAAUGGAAAAAGAAACAACUACGCAAGAAUCUGAAAUAAGAGGUUGGAGAAAACCACGGAAAGACAUCGAGGAAGUUCCCAGAAGGCCAUCGAGGGACACAUCGUUAGAAAAGUCGCAAAUUAAACCUUGGACAGAAGAAAAAAUCGAGCUAAAAAAGGCUGUGCCCCAAAUACCCUCAAAACAAAAGGAAACGUUAGAAGAAAUUCAACUAAAACCACUACAGACAAAACAAAGGAAAAAAUCUGUUACUGAGAAAACAGAAGCAGUUCUUCAGAUAGAAGAAAUGCCUGAAGAAAUAUCACAAUUUCCGAAACAGCCAGAACAAGAAAAAGGUAAACCUAAACCGUGGACUGAAGAAAUAAUACAUUUAAAGAAAACAAAGACUGCAAAGCAACCUGAAACAGUUGAGGAAACAGACAAACAACUAAAAUUAAGGGUAGAAGAUACAAUAACUUUAGAUAUUAGAGAAACUGAAGAGGAAACGAAGCAACCAAUCAAAGAUAAAAAGCAUACUAAACAGAAAACAGAAAUGCAGUUAGAGAUUGAAGAAACAGAUCAACAUCUUGAGCAUCCUCAACCCAAAAGACCACAAGAUGUCAGACCAUGGACAGAAGAAAAAAUACAACUCAAGAAACCAAAGAAGGUUGAAGUACCAGAAUCUGCUGAAGAAAUACUAAAACCCCUGCAACCGGUAAAGAAAGAAGAAACACACGCUCCUUUAACGGAAGAAGAAUCUAAGCCAAAAGGUACUAUUUUGGAGGAGAAAAUUAUUGAAGAAAAACCUAAAAUUAAACACUGGCGUAAGAAAGUUGAUGAAGUGCAUGAAGAAAAGGUUAUCAAAACUGAAGAGGAACAGCUACCUUCGGAAACUCCUGAGCAAGUCGAAGAAACGAUUGUUGAAGAGACACCUAAGAAAGUAAAGCAUUGGCGUAGGAAAGAGGUAAAGGCCGAUGAAGAAGUGGUGACCAGAAAGGAAGAAGAGCUCCCUACAGAAAUUCCAGAAAAAGUUAAACCUAAAGAAAUCUCUCCUAAACAACCAGAAGGGGUCAAACCAUGGACUGAAGAAAAAAUAACACUUAAAAAACCAAAGAAGGUCGAAGUACCUGAAACAGCCGAAGAAAAGCUGAAGCCUUUAAAACCGGUACAGAAGGAAGAAACUCACGUUGUAUUAACUGAAGAAGAAACUAAACCAACAAGUACAAUUUCGGAGGAGAAAAUUAUUGAGGAAAAACCUAAAACCAAACGCUGGCGUAAAAAGGUCGGUGAAGAACAUGAAAAAGAGGUUAUCAAAACUGAAGAGGAACAAUUACCUUCGGAAACUCCGGAGCAAGUAGAAGAAAAACCUACGAAAGUAAAACAUUGGCGCAGGAAAGAAGUGAAGGCCGAUGAAGAAGUGGUGACCAGAAAGGAAGAAGAGCUCCCUACAGAAAUUCCAGAAAAAGUUAAACCUAAAGAAAUCUCUCCUAAACAACCUGAAGAGGUCAAACCAUGGACUGAAGAAAAAAUAACACUUAAAAAACCAAAGAAGGUCGAAGUACCUGAAACAGCCGAAGAAAAGCUGAAGCCUUUAAAACCGGUACAGAAGGAAGAAACUCACGUUGUAUUAACUGAAGAAGAAACUAAACCAACAAGUACAAUUUCGGAGGAGAAAAUUAUUGAGGAAAAACCUAAAACCAAACGCUGGCGUAAAAAGGUCGGUGAAGAACAUGAAAAAGAGGUUAUCAAAACUGAAGAGGAACAAUUACCUUCGGAAACUCCGGAGCAAGUAGAAGAAAAACCUACGAAAGUAAAACAUUGGCGCAGAAAAGAAGUGAAGGCCGAUGAAGAAGUGGUGACCAGAAAGGAAGAAGAGCUCCCUACAGAAAUUCCAGAAAAAGUUAAACCUAAAGAAAUCUCUCCUAAACAACCUGAAGAGGUCAAACCAUGGACUGAAGAAAAAAUAACACUUAAAAAACCAAAGAAGAUCGAAGUACCUGAAACAGACGAAGAAAAGCUAAAGCCUUUAAAACCGGUACAGAAGGAAGAAACUCACGCUGUAUUAACUGAAGAAGAAACUAAACCAACAGGUACAAUUUCGGAGGAGAAAAUUAUUGAGGAAAAACCUAAAACUAAACGCUGGCGUAAAAAGGUCGGUGAAGAACAUGAAGUAGAGGUUAUCAAAACAGAAGAGGAACAAUUACCUUCGGAAACUCCGGAGCAAGUAGAAGAAAAACCUACGAAAGUAAAACAUUGGCGCAGAAAAGAAGUGAAGGCCGAUGAAGAAGUGGUGACCAGAAAGGAAGAAGAGCUCCCUACAGAAAUUCCAGAAAAAGUUAAACCUAAAGAAAUCUCUCCUAAACAACCUGAAGAGGUCACACCAUGGACUGAAGAAAAGAUAACACUUAAAAAACCAAAGAAGAUCGAAGUACCUGAAACAGCCGAAGAAAAGCUGACGCCUUUAAAACCGGUACAGAAGGAAGAAACUCAAGCUAUAAUAACUGAAGAAGAAACUAAACCAACAGGUACAAUUUCGGAGGAGAAAAUUAUUGAGGAAAAGCCUAAAACUAAACACUGGCGUAAAAAGGUCGGUGAAGAACAUGAAAAAGAGGUUAUCAAAACUGAAGAGGAACAAUUACCUUCGGAAACUCCGGAGCAAGUAGAAGAAAAACCUACGAAAGUAAAACAUUGGCGCAGGAAAGAAGUGAAGGCCGAUGAAGAAGUGGUGACCAGAAAGGAAGAAGAGCUCCCUACAGAAAUUCCAGAAAAAGUUAAACCUAAAGAAAUCUCUCCUAAACAACCUGAAGAGGUCAAACCAUGGACUGAAGAAAAAAUAACACUUAAAAAACCAAAGAAGGUCGAAGUACCUGAAACAGCCGAAGAAAAGCUAAAGCCUUUAAAACCGGUACAGAAGGAAGAAACUCAAGCUAUAAUAACUGAAGAAGAAACUAAACCAACAGGUACAAUUUCUGAGGAGAAAAUUAUUGAGGAAAAACCUAAAACUAAACGCUGGCGUAAAAAGGUCGGUGAAGAACAUGAAGAAAAGGUUAUCAAAACUGAAGAGGAACAGCUACCUUCGGAAACUCCUGAGCAAGUAGAAGAAAAACCUACGAAAGUAAAGCAUUGGCGUAGGAAAGAGGUAAAGGCCGAUGAAGAAGUAGUGACCACCAAAAAGGAGGAAGAGCUUCCUACAGAAAUUCCAGAAGAAUCUAAACCGAAGGAAAUAGCUCCUAAACAACCUGAAGAGGUCAAACCAUGGACUGAAGAAAAAAUAACACUUAAAAAACCAAAGAAGGUCGAAGUACCUGAAACAGCCGAAGAAAAGCUGAAGCCUUUAAAACCGGUACAGAAGGAAGAAACUCAAGCUAUAAUAACUGAAGAAGAAACUAAACCAACAAGUACAAUUUCGGAGGAGAAAAUUAUUGAGGAAAAACCUAAAACUAAACGCUGGCGUAAGAAGAUAGGCGAAGAACAUGAAGAAAAGAUUAUCAAAACUGAAGAGGAACAGCUACCUUCAGAAACUCCAGACCAUGUCGAAGAAAAGAUUGUUGAAGAGACUCCUAAGAAAGUAAAGCAUUGGCGUAGGAAAGAGGUAAAGGCCGAUGAAGAAGUGGUGACCAGAAAAGAAGAAGAGCUCCCUACAGAAAUUCCAGAAAAAGUUAAACCUAAAGAAAUCUCUCCUAAACAACCUGAAGAGGUCAAACCAUGGACUGAAGAAAAAAUAACAUUUAAAAAACCACAGAAGGUGGAAGUACCUGAAACAGCCGAAGAAAAGCUGACGCCUUUAAAACCGGUACAGAAGGAAGAAACUCAAGCUAUAAUAACUGAAGAAGAAACUAAACCAACAGGUACAAUUUCUGAGGAGAAAAUUAUUGAGGAAAAACCUAAAACUAAACGCUGGCGUAAAAAGAUAGAUGAAGAACAUGAAGAAAAGGUUAUCAAAACUGAAGAGGAACAGUUACCUUUAGAAACUCCAGAGCAAGUCGAAGAAAAGUUUGUUGAAGAGUCACCUACGAAAGUAAAGCAUUGGCUUAGGAAAGAGGUAAAGGCCGAUGAAGAAGUAGUGACCAAAAAGGAGGAAGAGCUCCCUACAGAAAUCCCAGAAGAAGUUAAACCGAAAGAAGUAGCUCCUAAACAACCUGAAGAGGUUAAACCGUGGACUGAAGAAAAAAUAACACUUAAAAAACCAAAGAAGGUCGAAGUACCUGAAGCAGCCGAAGAUAAGCUGAAACCUUUAAAACCGGUACAGAAGGAAGAAACUCAAGCUAUAAUAACUGAAGAAGAAAUUAAACCAACAGGUAUAAUUUCGGAGGAGAAAAUUAUUGAGGAAAAGCCUAAAACUAAACGCUGGCGCAAAAAGGUCGGUGAAGAACAUGAAGAAAAGAUUAUCAAAACUGAGGAGGAACAGUUACCCUCAGAAGCACCAGGGCAAGUUGAAGAAAAAUUGAAACCUCUGAAACCUCUAGAAAAAGAGGAAGCCAAAGCAUCAUCAGUAGUGGAAGGAGCGCCAAAAGCAAUUGAAGGAAAACCGGAAUUGGAAUACAUUAAACCGGAAGAAGAAGAUAUAUUGGUUGAAGAAAUAGUCAAAAAGAAAAAAGUACGUAAGCAGCGUAAACAAGUUCAAGAUGAUCAAUUAGUCCAACAAGAGGAAGUAACGGAAUUAACACAGGAAACAAUUCCAGUUGGUGAUGAAGUUUCUGAAAUACGUGAUGAAGAAAAAGCUACAAGACCAAAACCUGUUAAGAAAAUAGAAGAAAUGAAACCCUGGACAGAAGAAAAAGUGGUUCUGAAAAAAGCUAAACCAGCGAAACAGCCAUUACCUGAAGCACCUUUGGAAACUGUUGAGCUUAGUCCACUUAAACAUAAAACAAAAGAAGAAACUAAAUCAAUACCAAAACAGAAAGUAGAAACUACCAAGGUUAGUCCGUUAGUUGCAGAUAUUUCUGAAGAAACUGAAAAACCACAGAAAGAAGAAUUUGAAUCUACUUUGUCCGAAAAAGUAGAAAAGCCUACUAAAGAAAAAGAAGACAAAUCGGUACCUUGGAGAAAACCAACUAAACCGACUGUCGAAGAUGUUGAAGAAGAAAAAUCGAAAUUAAAAAUUGGCAAAGGAGUUAUACCUGCAGAAAAAGAAGAAAAAGAGGAGGUACAUCUCAAACCGAUACCAAAACCGAAAAAACCUGAUGAGUCCAAAGAAGAUAUUAAACUCAAACCAGUUGCAAAAGAAAAAGAAAUUCUUCCAGAAAAACCAGAAGAACAAGAGGAUAUCGACAUGAAACACAAGCCAUUACCAUGGAGGAAAGGCAAAAAACCAGAAAAAGAGACAAUAUCGCCCAAAGACGAAGAAACACAGCCUCAAGAAGAACAACCUACACCUGCUCCAGUUCCUUGGAGACAGGACGUGAAGCAAAUGCCUGAAGAAGAUAAAAAAGAAGAAACAAAAUUGCGUAUAGGCAAGGGUAAAUUACCAAAAGAAGAAGAAUUUAAAGAAGAAGUCCACUUAAAACCUAUUCCUAAACGAACCAAGCCAGAAGAAAAGGAGGAAGAAAUCCCACUCAAACCUAUUCCACAACCAACUAAACCUAAAGAAAUACAAGAAGACACGCAACUUGAAAUAACCCCCAAGAAACCUCAAGAAGUUUCGCCAGAACAACAACCUGAGGAAACUACUCUUCCAUGGAGAAAGAUUAGAAAACCAAAGAAGCCAAAAGUGGAACUUGCCAAAUUACCAUCACAAACUGACGAAUAUCCCGAAACUCAAGUUACCGAAACUAAAAUAGAAUUAAAAGAAAUAUCAAAACCUCAAACAGAAGAAGAAAUAACAGAAGANGGAGUUAUACCUGCAGAAAAAGAAGAAAAAGAGGAGGUACAUCUCAAACCGAUACCAAAACCGAAAAAACCUGAUGAGUCCAAAGAAGAUAUUAAACUCAAACCAGUUGCAAAAGAAAAAGAAAUUCUUCCAGAAAAACCAGAAGAACAAGAGGAUAUCGACAUGAAACACAAGCCAUUACCAUGGAGGAAAGGCAAAAAACCAGAAAAAGAGACAAUAUCGCCCAAAGACGAAGAAACACAGCCUCAAGAAGAACAACCUACACCUGCUCCAGUUCCUUGGAGACAGGACGUGAAGCAAAUGCCUGAAGAAGAUAAAAAAGAAGAAACAAAAUUGCGUAUAGGCAAGGGUAAAUUACCAAAAGAAGAAGAAUUUAAAGAAGAAGUCCACUUAAAACCUAUUCCUAAACGAACCAAGCCAGAAGAAAAGGAGGAAGAAAUCCCACUCAAACCUAUUCCACAACCAACUAAACCUAAAGAAAUACAAGAAGACACGCAACUUGAAAUAACCCCCAAGAAACCUCAAGAAGUUUCGCCAGAACAACAACCUGAGGAAACUACUCUUCCAUGGAGAAAGAUUAGAAAACCAAAGAAGCCAAAAGUGGAACUUGCCAAAUUACCAUCACAAACUGACGAAUAUCCCGAAACUCAAGUUACCGAAACUAAAAUAGAAUUAAAAGAAAUAUCAAAACCUCAAACAGAAGAAGAAAUAACAGAAGAAAUCACAGAGGAAACUAAACAAUUAGAAGAUCAAAUUACUCAAGAACUCAAAGUCGAUGUCAUUUCGAAGAAGAAAAUUAAACGUGAACGCGAAGUAAAAUUCUACGACGAAGGAGAUCAACCGUUGCCAGAACUUGAAAUAGUAACUCAAAAGAGAGAGAAAAUUAAACCAGAAGAGAUUGAAACGGAAGAAGCAACAAUGAAAAUUAAAACUACUAAAGUUAAGACCACCAAAAAGAUUAAAGCUCCUAGGUUUACUGAGAAGGUCGAGCCAAUUACAGUUACAGAAGAGAGCAAAGCUGUGUUUACUUGUAAAGUUGAAGGUACACCCUUCCCUGAAAUAACAUGGUAUAAAAACGAAGAAAUUAUUAAGCCCUCAGAAAGAGUUCAAAUGACUGUUGUCGAAAAUACGGCUGUUCUUGAAAUUGCUUCAAUCACCCCACAAGAUGUUGCAGUGUACACAUGUAAAGCUGUCAAUCCAGCCGGUGUAGCAACAACAACUGCGAAUCUCAUCAUAUUAGAGAAAGAAGAAUCCGGUAUCGCCCCACAUAUCGUACAACCUUUAAAAGCACAAGUAACAGAAGAAAAAGUUCAUUUAGAGUGUACCAUCACCGGAAAGCCCACUCCCGAAAUCAAAUGGUACGAAGACAAGAAAGAAGUAAAACCAGACAGAAGACACAAGGUUUCGUACACACCAGAAACUGGAAAAGCAAUAUUAGACGUAUUGAAACCAUUAACUGAAGAAGUACCGUAUGAAGUUACAGCUGUAAAUAAAUUCGGAACAGCUAAAACAACCACCAAACUUGUGCCUUCAGAGAUUGUUACAGGUACCGAAGUACCGGUAAUGAUCGCACCUAAAAUUACUAAACCAAUUCAAGCAAUUGUAUCCACGGCUAAGGAAGACAUUAUAUUAACGGCAGAGUUCGAAGGCCAGCCGAUACCAGAAAUAUCAUGGUAUAGAAACAGUAAAGAAAUAAAACCGAACAAGAACUGGGAUAUAGAAACAACAGAAAAUGUAACAACUCUAAUAAUAUCAAAAGAUUCCAAAAUAAAAGAUGGUAAAUAUGAAGUAAGGGCCAAAAAUCCUAAAGGCGAAGCUCGCACUUUAGGAACAGUAACAAUCUCUAAGGACGAACAAGCUCUAGCUGCUAAAGCUCCGAGGUUUAUAAAGCCAAUAGAGCCUCAAAUAGUAACAUUAGGUGAGGCAGUAGUCAUAGAAGCUGUAGUUGAAUCAGAACCGAUAGCUUCAUUCCAAUGGUACAUCGGACCGACUCCAGUUCUAUCAUCGCCAGAAAUAAGAAUCACAACCCAAGGAAACACAUCAACCCUCAUGAUUCAUUCAAUUACACCAGAACUCUGCGAGACUGUUACCUGCCGAGCUGAAAAUGUCGUGGGAUCAGUCAUGAGCACAGCAAGUAUAAGUAAGAUCGAAGAAACAGUCUGGGAAGGAACCACCGAAGUUGAAUAUCCACGAUUCGUAGAGAAAUUGACACCCAUUAGAGUAAUGGAUGGUGAAAGAGCAACGUUAACGUGCAAAGUUACAGGUAAACCUAUUCCUAAGGUAACCUGGCUUCAUAACGGACAGCCCAUAGAUGAAGCGAAAGACGUCAUCAUAACACAAAGUCCCGAAGGUGUGUGUUCGUUGACCAUUUGCGAAGUAUUUCCCGAAAAUGAAGGAGUGUAUACUUGUUUCGCUAAUAACGAAGCCGGCGAAACUGUAUGUAAAACGUCACUGGUUGUCGAAGCAUACGAAUACAUGCCAGAUUCAGAAUUAGCUCAAAUGACUGCACCAAGUGGCUCUGAAGAAGAUCUCUUAGCAGAUAAGGUAAUAGCAACAAUAGGGAAUUUCGUCAGUUCUAUGACUGGUUGGACACGCAUCUGCAAUCUUUCUUAUAUUCGAGUCUAUCGUUCAGAGAGGCUAAACAGUUUUUUUUANGAAACAGACGAAGAAAAGCUAAAGCCUUUAAAACCGGUACAGAAGGAAGAAACUCACGCUGUAUUAACUGAAGAAGAAACUAAACCAACAGGUACAAUUUCGGAGGAGAAAAUUAUUGAGGAAAAACCUAAAACUAAACGCUGGCGUAAAAAGGUCGGUGAAGAACAUGAAGUAGAGGUUAUCAAAACAGAAGAGGAACAAUUACCUUCGGAAACUCCGGAGCAAGUAGAAGAAAAACCUACGAAAGUAAAACAUUGGCGCAGGAAAGAAGUGAAGGCCGAUGAAGAAGUGGUGACCAGAAAGGAAGAAGAGCUCCCUACAGAAAUUCCAGAAAAAGUUAAACCUAAAGAAAUCUCUCCUAAACAACCUGAAGAGGUCAAACCAUGGACUGAAGAAAAAAUAACACUUAAAAAACCAAAGAAGGUCGAAGUACCUGAAACAGCCGAAGAAAAGCUAAAGCCUUUAAAACCGGUACAGAAGGAAGAAACUCAAGCUAUAAUAACUGAAGAAGAAACUAAACCAACAGGUACAAUUUCUGAGGAGAAAAUUAUUGAGGAAAAACCUAAAACUAAACGCUGGCGUAAAAAGAUAGAUGAAGAACAUGAAGAAAAGGUUAUCAAAACUGAAGAGGAACAGUUACCUUUAGAAACUCCAGAGCAAGUCGAAGAAAAGUUUGUUGAAGAGUCACCUACGAAAGUAAAGCAUUGGCUUAGGAAAGAGGUAAAGGCCGAUGAAGAAGUAGUGACCAAAAAGGAGGAAGAGCUCCCUACAGAAAUCCCAGAAGAAGUUAAACCGAAAGAAGUAGCUCCUAAACAACCUGAAGAGGUUAAACCGUGGACUGAAGAAAAAAUAACACUUAAAAAACCAAAGAAGGUCGAAGUACCUGAAGCAGCCGAAGAUAAGCUGAAACCUUUAAAACCGGUACAGAAGGAAGAAACUCAAGCUAUAAUAACUGAAGAAGAAAUUAAACCAACAGGUAUAAUUUCGGAGGAGAAAAUUAUUGAGGAAAAGCCUAAAACUAAACGCUGGCGCAAAAAGGUCGGUGAAGAACAUGAAGAAAAGAUUAUCAAAACUGAGGAGGAACAGUUACCCUCAGAAGCACCAGGGCAAGUUGAAGAAAAAUUGAAACCUCUGAAACCUCUAGAAAAAGAGGAAGCCAAAGCAUCAUCAGUAGUGGAAGGAGCGCCAAAAGCAAUUGAAGGAAAACCGGAAUUGGAAUACAUUAAACCGGAAGAAGAAGAUAUAUUGGUUGAAGAAAUAGUCAAAAAGAAAAAAGUACGUAAGCAGCGUAAACAAGUUCAAGAUGAUCAAUUAGUCCAACAAGAGGAAGUAACGGAAUUAACACAGGAAACAAUUCCAGUUGGUGAUGAAGUUUCUGAAAUACGUGAUGAAGAAAAAGCUACAAGACCAAAACCUGUUAAGAAAAUAGAAGAAAUGAAACCCUGGACAGAAGAAAAAGUGGUUCUGAAAAAAGCUAAACCAGCGAAACAGCCAUUACCUGAAGCACCUUUGGAAACUGUUGAGCUUAGUCCACUUAAACAUAAAACAAAAGAAGAAACUAAAUCAAUACCAAAACAGAAAGUAGAAACUACCAAGGUUAGUCCGUUAGUUGCAGAUAUUUCUGAAGAAACUGAAAAACCACAGAAAGAAGAAUUUGAAUCUACUUUGUCCGAAAAAGUAGAAAAGCCUACUAAAGAAAAAGAAGACAAAUCGGUACCUUGGAGAAAACCAACUAAACCGACUGUCGAAGAUGUUGAAGAAGAAAAAUCGAAAUUAAAAAUUGGCAAAGGAGUUAUACCUGCAGAAAAAGAAGAAAAAGAGGAGGUACAUCUCAAACCGAUACCAAAACCGAAAAAACCUGAUGAGUCCAAAGAAGAUAUUAAACUCAAACCAGUUGCAAAAGAAAAAGAAAUUCUUCCAGAAAAACCAGAAGAACAAGAGGAUAUCGACAUGAAACACAAGCCAUUACCAUGGAGGAAAGGCAAAAAACCAGAAAAAGAGACAAUAUCGCCCAAAGACGAAGAAACACAGCCUCAAGAAGAACAACCUACACCUGCUCCAGUUCCUUGGAGACAGGACGUGAAGCAAAUGCCUGAAGAAGAUAAAAAAGAAGAAACAAAAUUGCGUAUAGGCAAGGGUAAAUUACCAAAAGAAGAAGAAUUUAAAGAAGAAGUCCACUUAAAACCUAUUCCUAAACGAACCAAGCCAGAAGAAAAGGAGGAAGAAAUCCCACUCAAACCUAUUCCACAACCAACUAAACCUAAAGAAAUACAAGAAGACACGCAACUUGAAAUAACCCCCAAGAAACCUCAAGAAGUUUCGCCAGAACAACAACCUGAGGAAACUACUCUUCCAUGGAGAAAGAUUAGAAAACCAAAGAAGCCAAAAGUGGAACUUGCCAAAUUACCAUCACAAACUGACGAAUAUCCCGAAACUCAAGUUACCGAAACUAAAAUAGAAUUAAAAGAAAUAUCAAAACCUCAAACAGAAGAAGAAAUAACAGAAGAAAUCACAGAGGAAACUAAACAAUUAGAAGAUCAAAUUACUCAAGAACUCAAAGUCGAUGUCAUUUCGAAGAAGAAAAUUAAACGUGAACGCGAAGUAAAAUUCUACGACGAAGGAGAUCAACCGUUGCCAGAACUUGAAAUAGUAACUCAAAAGAGAGAGAAAAUUAAACCAGAAGAGAUUGAAACGGAAGAAGCAACAAUGAAAAUUAAAACUACUAAAGUUAAGACCACCAAAAAGAUUAAAGCUCCUAGGUUUACUGAGAAGGUCGAGCCAAUUACAGUUACAGAAGAGAGCAAAGCUGUGUUUACUUGUAAAGUUGAAGGUACACCCUUCCCUGAAAUAACAUGGUAUAAAAACGAAGAAAUUAUUAAGCCCUCAGAAAGAGUUCAAAUGACUGUUGUCGAAAAUACGGCUGUUCUUGAAAUUGCUUCAAUCACCCCACAAGAUGUUGCAGUGUACACAUGUAAAGCUGUCAAUCCAGCCGGUGUAGCAACAACAACUGCGAAUCUCAUCAUAUUAGAGAAAGAAGAAUCCGGUAUCGCCCCACAUAUCGUACAACCUUUAAAAGCACAAGUAACAGAAGAAAAAGUUCAUUUAGAGUGUACCAUCACCGGAAAGCCCACUCCCGAAAUCAAAUGGUACGAAGACAAGAAAGAAGUAAAACCAGACAGAAGACACAAGGUUUCGUACACACCAGAAACUGGAAAAGCAAUAUUAGACGUAUUGAAACCAUUAACUGAAGAAGUACCGUAUGAAGUUACAGCUGUAAAUAAAUUCGGAACAGCUAAAACAACCACCAAACUUGUGCCUUCAGAGAUUGUUACAGGUACCGAAGUACCGGUAAUGAUCGCACCUAAAAUUACUAAACCAAUUCAAGCAAUUGUAUCCACGGCUAAGGAAGACAUUAUAUUAACGGCAGAGUUCGAAGGCCAGCCGAUACCAGAAAUAUCAUGGUAUAGAAACAGUAAAGAAAUAAAACCGAACAAGAACUGGGAUAUAGAAACAACAGAAAAUGUAACAACUCUAAUAAUAUCAAAAGAUUCCAAAAUAAAAGAUGGUAAAUAUGAAGUAAGGGCCAAAAAUCCUAAAGGCGAAGCUCGCACUUUAGGAACAGUAACAAUCUCUAAGGACGAACAAGCUCUAGCUGCUAAAGCUCCGAGGUUUAUAAAGCCAAUAGAGCCUCAAAUAGUAACAUUAGGUGAGGCAGUAGUCAUAGAAGCUGUAGUUGAAUCAGAACCGAUAGCUUCAUUCCAAUGGUACAUCGGACCGACUCCAGUUCUAUCAUCGCCAGAAAUAAGAAUCACAACCCAAGGAAACACAUCAACCCUCAUGAUUCAUUCAAUUACACCAGAACUCUGCGAGACUGUUACCUGCCGAGCUGAAAAUGUCGUGGGAUCAGUCAUGAGCACAGCAAGUAUAAGUAAGAUCGAAGAAACAGUCUGGGAAGGAACCACCGAAGUUGAAUAUCCACGAUUCGUAGAGAAAUUGACACCCAUUAGAGUAAUGGAUGGUGAAAGAGCAACGUUAACGUGCAAAGUUACAGGUAAACCUAUUCCUAAGGUAACCUGGCUUCAUAACGGACAGCCCAUAGAUGAAGCGAAAGACGUCAUCAUAACACAAAGUCCCGAAGGUGUGUGUUCGUUGACCAUUUGCGAAGUAUUUCCCGAAAAUGAAGGAGUGUAUACUUGUUUCGCUAAUAACGAAGCCGGCGAAACUGUAUGUAAAACGUCACUGGUUGUCGAAGCAUACGAAUACAUGCCAGAUUCAGAAUUAGCUCAAAUGACUGCACCAAGUGGCUCUGAAGAAGAUCUCUUAGCAGAUAAGACUCUCAGUGACAUUCCUUACGAUAGCGACUUCGAAGAAAUUCCACCGAAGAUAGUCAAGAAGUUACCAGAAGUGGUAACUACCAAAACAGGGGAUGUAACAAGAUUGGAAGUAAAAGCCACGGGUAAACCCAAGCCUGAAGGCAAAUGGCUCAAAGAAGGAGAAGAAAUAGUGCCAUCGAAGGAAUUCGCAAUUGAAAACUUCGAAGACGGUACUUCCGUUUUAACGAUAGCAGAAGUAUUCCCUGAUGACAUUGGCGACAUUACAUAUGAAGCCAUCAACCCCUUUGGGGUUGCUGUUACGGCUACAACACUUACACUGGAAGGAGUUGAAGGUAUUGUUGGAACAAAAGAAUACCGAAAACCAGAGUGGGUUACGCACAUGGAAGAAUUGCAGGAGGCAUUAAAAGCUGCAAAGAGUGUUCCCACUUUUGUACAAGAAAUUAAAGACGUUCGUACAACGGAAGAAGAAACUGUUGUUUUCGAAUGCGUAUUUUCAGGAACACCAACACCAGACGUUGUCUGGUAUUACAACGACAAAAUUUUGCGAAAUACCGAUAAAAUAAAAGUCAGGAUUGAGGACAAUAAAACAACUUGCACUAUACAAGAUGUCAGUGUGGAAAACGUUGGCACGUACGUGUGCAAAGCAGUCAGUGACAUGGGCACUGCGAUAACAAAGGCGAAACUGUAUGUACAAGAAAUACCCGCCGACAAAAAGAAAGAAAUUAAAUUAAAGAAAGCCAUCGAAAAGAAGGAGAAAGUUAAAAAAGAACGGGUUACAAUUGAGAAGAAACGACAAGACAAACGAGUGAAACUGCAAUUGGAAAUAGAGGAACUUAAACCUCUGCAACAACAAGAUGUUUUACCGUUGGAAGGCGUUGAGAAAAUUGAAGAAACCCUCGACGAAAAGGCUUACGCCAAACCACUCCUAUCACCCCAAGAACCUCUAAUAACAGAAGCAACGGCUUCGUGCAGGAAAAUUGACAAGGAAGAGAUUUUAGAGAAAGAAGAAAUAAAACCACAGAAAAUAAUCGACAGUAGUUUAGAAUCAAUGUCAGUUACCCAUAUUCAGCCGGAAGAAGAAGUAACUGAUCUGAAGAUCGAAAGACCAACGGAAAUCACACCAGAACUCAAACCCGCUGUUCUAGAAGAAGCUCACAUAACUGAAGUAACUCUCGAACAAAUAAUUGAGCGUGUAGAGAAAAUUAUUGUCAGUGAAGAAAUAAAGAUGGCCAAAGAAAUUACGGAAACAUUAGAUUUUACCAGAACAAAAGAAUUUGGACCAGGUGAACAACCAUUAAAAGAACUAGCGGAAAUUGGGUAUCUGGUUCGUAAUGGCGUUACCGUAACAGAAAUAACCGUACUUUACAAUGAAGAUAAAUUCCCUACUUUGAAAACACCACAGUCACAGUCUGCGUUAGUAAACGUUUUAGAACGUAAAGGCUACAGUGCGCUGGUUUCGGAAGUUUUGAGUGAAGAAACGACCGUUGAUGAAGACAAGUUAGCCUCUACUGUAGGAUUUAAGGCGUUCAUGAAAAUGAUUGAAUGCAAGCAUGCAACAGUCGAGGACGUGAUAACUCACUUCGUCCCUGAAGAUUUCACAUCACGAGCAUGGGAAACUGCCGAAAUUACAGAAGUAAGUAAUAGAUAAAUUAACGAUAAUUUU
This is a messenger RNA of Agrilus planipennis (emerald ash borer), 49460 nucleotides long. RefSeq names its product titin-like. The record is from RefSeq and is a predicted model, not a curated record. Lineage: Eukaryota; Metazoa; Arthropoda; Insecta; Coleoptera; Buprestidae.